AUGGAUAAACUUUCAAAAGAGUGCAGUGUUGGUAUUUGAAAUGAAAAUGUGAUCUAGAAUCUGGUUCUCGUAUGCUCGUAAAGAUUGAGUUACGAUCUUUCUAAUCAGCCGAAAUGCAAAAUCUUAGAACUGAACUAAAUACGCGGAGUGAUUAUAACUAGAGAAUACUUAUGAUUUAAAUGUGGUUUACAGGUAUUAAUUAUUAUAAACUGGCCGUUGAGAAAGAUCAUGACUCUAUUUUUACGAUCAUUACGACCAUUUGGAAAUCAAGGUCGCGUGACUUAUAUGUUAGAUCAUAGACAAUCCAGAAGACAAGACAGACAAUCCUUCAAUCCUUCAAGAUAGACAAUCCUUCCUGUCUUCUGGAUUAUCUAUGGUUAGAUAGACAUUGCGUUGCACGUUGCAAGAAAGCGUGUAACAUGUCCUUUGGGAAACUUUCGACUAAUUGUAACUAUAUUUGCAGGGUGCCCCCGGGGCAGAUGGCGAGGAGGGGCCAAAAGGCAUGCGUGGAGAACGGGUAUGUGUAAUUUUUGUGUGUUUGUGUUAUCUACUCAGGUGAACAUGAUGUUUGUGAUGUUACUCUGAGUGUGCAUUCACACCGGGCAAGCUGAAAAGUUUGCCUGACCACGGUGGGAAUCGAACCCGUGACCUUUGGGAUACUAGUCCAAUGCUCUACCAACUGAGUUACGAGGUCAAGUCGGUUCGAAUUGGUGAUACUUCGGAACUGAGUCUAGUUCCUUCGAUAUCAAUGUAUUCUAAGAUAUGAUACUUUAGAUUUAGACUGAGGUCACAGAGUAUUUACAUGGGCAGUUUCUUCCAAAAUAGCUGGCGUCCAUGUUCCUAGCAAGUGCCCUAAGGAGAGCCAUUCACCCCCCCCCCUGGAACAUUAAAUUUCGAUAUGUUUUCAGGGGGGUGAUGGCCUUUCUUUAGGGCACUUGCUAAGAACAUGGCGGACUGAAAAAUCACUUACGCUAAUUUAACCCGAAGUGAGACCUCUGUAUGUAAGUACUCUGUGACUCAGGUUUUGAACCGGGGAUAAUUUUUGUCUUUAGGGUGAUCCAGGUCCUAUUGGAGCACGAGGAUCAAUGGGGGACAUAGGGGACCAAGUAAGUUGAGACGAAUUGUCUGGAAAUUGCUGUUUAGCUUCAAUAUUUUAGUUUAGAAUAAACAAAGAAAUUUUCUAUAUAAACAUCUCAACAUUGUAUUUUUAUGUAGCCAAAUGCUGCAGAGCCGUGGCUACAUGGUAUGCCGAAAUCCGACGUACUUUAUAGCCAGAAACUCUGGCUAUAAGGUAUGCCCGAAACAGGUGUACUUUACAGUCACAAACUGUGGGUAUACGGUAUGCAUAAAGCAGGCGUACCUUAUAGCUACAAACCAGGCUACGGGCGCUUUCCAUUUUUUUCUCUGAUGUUAAUGGAAAGAUCUGGUCUAUGUUUCUCAAACAUGUAGCGAAAAUGAACCUCAUUCUAAUGUUAUCUAAAUUUUCCGGUCAGUUAGGUCCGAAGCCCAAGUGUUUUGUGUUCCAUUCAAUAAUUUGACCGUUCUGGCCGGUCUGGCCGUGUUAUUGAAAAGCGCCCUACGGAGCAUGCCUAAAACAGGCAUACUUUUCAGCCACUAACCCAGGCUAUGAGGCAUGUUUCAAACGUCGCGCUUCUCAUGUGCCAAACACAUUAAAACAAUAGAUUGUUUCUAAAGCAUUCAACACAGGAGAAGCACGACCACAGUAUAGGGAAGGGCCACUCAGCGUCAAAGAGUGUCCGCAUUGUGUACUGGCUGCCAACCUAAUUAACAUAUUGGCAGCCAGUAAACGGCAGCAGCUCACUAUUAAAUUGUAUUACAGAGUGAUGGACCAUUUGCAUUAUACUGAUUAUAGACUAAAUUUUGAUUUAAACAAGUCUAGAUAAAAAUUUCAUCACAGCUUGAAAGAGCAUCACACAAUUAGUAAUAUUCCAAAGUUUCGUUACGAAAUGUUGUAAAAUGCGGAUAAUAUAGCCGUUUUUCAGUCAUUUUCUAUUACAAACGGGAAAUUGACAGCCCCUAAGGGUAUUGGGCUGUCAAUUUCCCACGCGUAAUGCAAAAUGACUGAAAAACGGCAAACUUCGCAAGGUUAUGUUAUCCGUAUUUUACAACAUUUCGCAAAGAAAUUUUGGAAUAUUACUAAUUUUGUGAUGCUCUUUCGAGCUGUGAUGAAAUUUUUAUCUGUACUUGUUUAGAUCAAAACUUAGUCUAUAAUGCAAAUGGUCCAUUGGUUUUGACUGUGCAAGACAUCUGGGACAAAAUUCUUUGUCUUUUCUUGUAUACCAUGUGUACCUUUUCCACUUGAUCAUCCGAUUUCAACUUUCACAGGGUGAAACAGGCGCUACUGGCGAUCAGGGAAAACGCGCGGAAGAAGGAAUCAAGGUUUGAAGCCAUAUUGAUGUGAUUCUCAUUGCGAAGCUAACAUAGUAUAGGAAUUUAUCAAAGACUUAUUGUAAGGCUUAUUAUUGGUGGUGAGGCUUAUCAGUAAUUUUGUUACUAGGGUGAAAAGGGGCUUUCUGGACUUCCUGGACCGCAAGGAUUACAUGUAAGUGGUAAUACGUUUGAAGUAGUAAAGCAUCAAAGGAUCAGUGCCUGUCUACACAUGCAAAAAUCUCACAUCUUGUAGCAAAUGUCUGCCAACAAGCCGCCAACAAGUUGUGUUGCCCUGCUUGUCGCAAGUUGUCAACAAGUUGUGUUCCCACUGCUUGGCCCAAGUUGUCAACAAGUUUGGAGCAAGUUGUUAACAACUUGUAACACCCUUGUUAUAUUAUCAGACUUGUUCCAAGGUUGUUCCAACAAGUCCGAUACAGUCAUGAUAUAACAGUAUUGUUACAACCUGAUGUCGUCAACCUUGUAACAUUACUGGUAUAUCAUGACUGUAUCAAACUUGUUAGAACAACCUUGUAACAAGUCCGAUAAUGCCAUCAAGCUUGUUACAAGUUGUUAAACAGCUUGUUCCAAACUUGUUCCAACAACAACUGGAAAAAAAGCAACAAGCAGUGCAAAUACAACCUAUAACAACUUGUCGUAGCGACGAUUGAGAUACCUGUAGAUAUAUUACACAGCAGACCUGCAGCAAUGCUGUUCCAACAACUUGCUUGUUUCGAGCUUGUCGAUAACUCUCUACAAGGUUUUUGAACUCAACAUACUUGUUACAAGUUCUUCCGACAACUUGUUAUCGUCCAGCAAUUCAACAAUUUGUCAACAAGUUGUGAGCGACAACCUUGUAGCAACUUGAUAAAAUAACAGUAUGGCACUGUUACAACUUGUUGACAAGCUUGCUACAAGCCUGUUGCGAACACAUCUUGUUGACAAGUUGUGAGAUUUUUACGUGUGUAUCUAAAAAAUAUAAUCUGAACUUCAAGCGAAGGCGCUUCAUCGAGAUAUUAUUUGAGUAAUGGACACUGUCAAUAUUUUCAGGGGGAUCGUGGAGGACCAGGAAUGCCGGGACCUACUGGACAACGAGGUAAAAAGGUAGGAUAAUACAGGAUAUAAGACGUUCAUGUAAUAAGUGCUCUGCCAUAACACAGAGUACUAAUCAUACAGAGGUCUUACUUCGUAAGGUAGUUUUUACUUCGCAUAUCUGGCGGCCACGAUCUUGGCAAGUGCCCUAAAGACCGGCAUUCACCCCCUUGAACGUUAAAUUUUAAUAUGGUUUCAGGGGGGUGACAGCCCCUUAGGAUAAAAUUAAUAAGAAGUGAGACCUCUGUAUGUAUUUACUAUGUGACCAUAAUACGUAUAUACUGUAGAAGAGAUAUGUAAGGCCGUAUAGCGAAGAGGCUAAAGCAGGGGGUGUAGUAUCGCAUUUGCCGACAACAUUUCAGUCGCAAAUCAAUAUUUCAUUUCUAAAAUUGUUGGCGAACGGGGGGGGGAUAUAUUUUCAGUAUAACUAUUGCUUUUUAUUCCGAGCCACUCAAAUAUUUUCGCUGACUACGAAAACAAUUUGCCGAUAAAUCGUUAUUUUGUCGAAAAUAUGUUUUCAGAGGGAGUGUCAUAGCGACGACCCUGUCGCUACGUUUCGGUACGAAACGGUUGAAAUGGACAACAACCGAAAAUGGACAAAAUAGACAAGAUUUUAUCAUGUCUGUCUAUAAAUUCCAUAAUUCUUCUGAAAGUAUUUUGAAGACAUCUUAUAUAAUGUUCAUGAAAUACAACUGUUUCACAAAGUGUGGGGCAUUCAUGAAAGGACGUUUACCUCGACUCUGUACAAAAUAAUAAAAUAUAAUGAAAUCUUCGGAAUGUUUUAGCUAGUUGUUUCUAAUAUAAAUAGAAAAUUAUUUUCGCACCAUUUUCAACAAUAUCAAAGACACAAAAGCUCCCUACGCAUAGCUGCGUCACAGAGGCUCGUGGGCGGAAUUUGUAUGUCGUAGUCUACCUACGCAAUGUUGCUCUCUUUUGAAUUACUCUAACCAUGCAUUCAAAUAACUAUCAAUCAUUUAAUACGUAUUUCAGAUAAUACAAUGUUCGGUAUUUUCUAGUCAUUUCCGUAGAUAUAACAAACAAGAUUACACCAUUUUCAACAAUAAAAUUUUCAACAAGCUCUCCCUACGCAAUUCUGCUAUCUUUUGAAUUGCUCUAACCAUUCAUUCAUAUAAAUAAUUUAAUACAUAUUUCGCUCCAUGCCUGUGGGCAGUCCAGCUCACCACGUCAUAUUGACAGACUUUUAAUUGCCUGCUUGUACAUUUAUUGCUUUUCGGGACCUGAAGUUUAUCUUGCAGAGAGCCAACGCUUAUAAUUGUGAAAUACAACCAUUUCAGGAAGUUCAACACCGGGAAAUUUGCCUAGCUAAGAAAAGUGGAAUGUUAGGUAUUUUCUAGUCAUGUCUGUAGAUAUAACGAACAAGAUUACGCCAUUUUCAACAAUAUCAAAGACACAAAAAACCCUACGCAAUGUUGUUAUCUUUUGAAUUGCUCUAACCAUGCAUUCAAAUACUGAUUUAACACAUCACUUUGCGCAAUGUCUGUGGGGAGUCCAGCUCAUCACGUCAUAUUGACAGACUUUUAAACUGUCUGCUUGUACAUUUCUUGCUUUUUUGGCCAGAACUUUAUCUUGCAGAGAGCCAACGCUUAUAAUUGUGAAAUACAGCUAUUUCAGCCCAACAAUAUUUUCAGCCCUAUUUUUGCCCAAUAAAAAAAAAAUGGAAUCUCCUGUAUUCCUUGUCAUUUCUAUAUAUUCAGAAACUUAAUUUUAGAUCAUUUUCAAUUAACUUUUAACAAUAUCAAAGACACAAAAGCUCCCCAUGCAUCUUUGCCAUCUUUUGUACAGCUUUAGCCAUGCAUUCAAAUAACUUAAUUGUUGUCCCUUGUCAGUCGAAUAUCAAGAGUGGCCGCUUCAUUUUACCCAAAUUGCUGUGCACAAACAUUAAAGUGCACAGACCAAAGUUUCAGAGAUGUAGUUUAUUAAAUAUUAAGAUGAUAGACGCCGUCAAGGAUUAUUUAACACCGAAAAGAUUUGGCAUUGUCGCUUAUAUAUGUGUGAUUGUUCAUUUCCUUUGUGGAUUGGUAUUUACUGCUGUUACCGCGGCUUUGAGGGCAAGCGAGAACGAGAAAUUUUCUUGCUCUGUUGAUGCUAAAAGUACGGCCACGUAUAAGAAACAGGUCGAUCAGGCAUGUUUUGCAAGAUAUGAUCAGGCUUAUAAUUCCCCUCUGCCUUUAUAUGGCUUUGUUACACUGAGUAUUGGAUUGUCAGUUCUUGUCAGUGUUAUUUAUUCACUGCUAGUGAGCGCUCGUGUCGACGAAAUAGAGUCAAGCCAUGAACGACAAACUGAUGGCGAAGUUGAACAUCUGGUCCAUGGACAGAACAAGAGAAUUUUUUAUGUAUUUUAUCGCUAUUUUAUCCACCUCGUUGUGCGUUCGUUAUUUGGGAUCAUUUUUACUGUUGUACAACACACAUAUUUCUAUCCUAAUGGUUUCGAUUUGAAAUUCAGCUGUAAUUUACCACCAGCGGAAGUAACAUUCAACAUCAAUACACCAAAGAAUGUGAGGCGUAAUUUGAAUAGUACAUCGAUAAAUUGUGAGAAUGCGACAGCGUCAGAGAAAUGGUUAUGGGGCAUUAUUGUGUCUGUAAUAAACAGUAUAUUUGUUUUAGUUAUACUUGUGGAAAUCAUUUAUCUUUGGCGACGUUUACCAAUCCUUAACUGUCGUCCAGGAAUUGGCUGGAGCUGUGAUUCUGAAUUUGUCACAGCUUAUUUUCUUCGUAAGCGAGAUGAUGUGCUUGAUGAACUGGAAAUGAUAACAAGCGUCAAUAAGAACCUUCUAGAAUCUAUAGACUUUUACAAACAACAAGUUUUGAAUCGUUCUCACGCACCUGACAUAAAUUAUAUACCAAAAACUAAUUUCGACGAUUUGUACACUGACGUAGUUAUCCACACUGAACGGUCUAAACGCGAAUUUACCAGUUUACUCAAAAGAACGGACAGACACGAAAUCUACCAUGUUUAUAUGGAAGUUCCUUUCGAAGCUAUACGUUUAGAAAAGAUAAAAAAGUUAUUUUAUCCAAACAAAGAUACAAAGGGAGAAUUUCCUCGCAGAAUUUUGGCAGUUGGAAGACCUGGGAUUGGAAAAACUGUCUUGACCGAAAAAAUUCUCCGUGACUGGGCUAAUGGAAUUGAUGAAUAUUAUUCCGACAAGAUUGUCUUCUUUUUCAAAUUCAGAUGGUUCAAUGAGAAUAUUAACACAUUAACAAAUAUAUCCCUUAAGACAUUUCUUCGAUUUGGGACGAGACUGAGUAAAGAAAAGUUCGAAAGUAUUUAUGAAGAAAUUGCAAAGCAGCCACGAAAAGCCAUUCUUAUUUUUGAUGGUUUAGAUGAAUAUCAUGGCGACCUCAUAAGUUGCUUAGACCAAUCUUGCCUUCCAAACGAUCCUAAUACUGGCACGUCAGCAAUGAAUUUAUUCAUUAAACUAGUUUUGGGCGACUUAUUGAAAGGAUCAACGGUUGUAGUAACGAGCAGACCGACUGCAGAGGAUUUUUACUCGAGACUUGAUUUUGAUCGAAAUGUGGAGAUUAUUGGUUUCACUUGCGAUAAGAUUGAAGAAUAUGUCAGCCGAUUUUGUGACAAGAAUAACACGAGCGACCUUACAACGAAGAUAUGGAAGCACAUAAAAUCCUCAUCAGAACUGUUAAACUUAUGUUACAUUCCAGUCAACUGCUUCAUAGUCUGUGUUACCCUCUCUGGAUGUCUUAGUGUCCAAAGAAAUGAAACUAGUGCUCUUCCAACAACACUGACAGAACUUUACCAGAGAGCCAUUAAUCAUUUUGAGAAACAUCAUCGCAGAAAUGCAGACAGAAACUCUACGGCACAUGAAGUGUUAAAGAAACUUCAACGAUUAGCAUUCCUUGGUAUGGAAAGCGGGAAACUGGUUUUUGAGCAAGAAUCAUUUGAUGAACAAAUGAGAACAUCAGGUUUAUUGAACAGUUUAUCCAAUCCUAUUUUCCCACUACGAACCCAAUUUUGUUUUAUCCAUUUAACCGUUCAAGAAUUUCUUGCUGCAAGACACGUGACUGGAACAUUUGCUCCAGCCAAAAUAAAGAAGUUCAUUUCCGACAAUGUUGAAAGUGGAAAAUGGCAUUUAGUUCUUCAGUUCAUUGCAGGACUUUUGGGCAAGAAAAUCAAGAAUUUUGAUAAGGAAUAUAAGGAUUGUGUUUUCGCGUUUGUAGAAAGCUUCGAAGUUACUAGUGGUCAGGCUCAACUUGAAUACCGUGAAGUGUUUAUAAUGAAGUGCCUAAGGGAAGCGGACGACGAAGAGCUUACUAAAGAAGUUUGCGAAACAACUGCUAUGAACAAUUUGGUAAAACUAUGCACUGAUCGAUUUUUUAAUCUUUCCCCAAGUGAUUGGGCAGCAGUGACUUUCGUUUGCAAACACAUGAAAAAAUUGGCAAGUUUGACAUUGUUUGGAUGGGGCAAAGAUUGUCUUCCGGAGGUUCUAGGAUUGCUACGUAAAAGAUGCCUAAGUAAACUAAAUAUGCAGUGUUCGAUUUCAGACGAUAUAGACCAAGUUAAUUAAUGGAAUUAAACUGCACAUUGGAGCACGAACACACGAAGCUGACUUCGUUGACACUUAAUUAUUUGCGCAUGACCAAAACAGGUUUACAAAUCGUGUGCAAAUAUUUUGAAAACGGACAUGCGAGCCAACUUGAGCAGUUAACUCUAGAUUCUAUAAAAAUUGAUUCACAUCAAAUUUCGAAACUUUGUGAAGUCCUUAACAAUGGACAUUGUGUAAAUCUUGCACAUUUGGAUCUUGGAUAUAAUUCAAUACGUGAUGAGGGUGUAAUGGUGUUGUGUGAUACUCUGACGAAAGGGCUUUGUAAACUUAAUACAUUGCACGUCCGUAAGUGUGAGUUAACAGAUGAAUGUAUUCUACGCUAGUUAAAGCACUGCAAGAUGAACGUUGUCAACUGACUGAUCUAUCACUGGAGUGGAAUGCCAUAGGUGAUAAAGGUGUAGGUACAUUGUUUGAAGAUGCCCUGACGAAAGAGCAUUGUAAGCUUAGUCAGUUGAGUCUUGCUGCGCGUUCGUUAACGGAUCAAUGCAUACCCAGUUUGUGUAAGGCACUGGAAGAUGAACGUUGCCAACUGACUGUUCUAUCACUGAGGUUCAAUGCCAUAGGUGAUAAAGGAGUAGGUAUGUUGUUUGAAGAUGCCCUGACAAAAGAGCAUUGCAAGCUUACCACGUUAGUUCUUCGUAAGUGUUCGUUAACAGAUCAAUGCAUACCCAGUUUGUGUAAGGCACUGCAAGAUGAACGUUGUCAACUGACUGAUCUAUCACUGUGGGGCAAUGCCAUAGGUGAUAAAGGUGCAUGUAUGUUGUUUAAAGAUGCCCUGACAAACGAACGUUGUAAACUUACUGAGUUGUCCCUUGGCGAGUGUUUGUUAACGGAUCAAUGCAUACCCAGUUUGUGUAAGGCACUAAAAGAUGGUCGGUGUGUGUUAAAAAGAUUAGGAGUAGAAUUCAAUAAUUUUAUUGAAAACGGCGAGAAGUUACUUCGUGAUGUAGAGUAUUAUGAAAGUUGUAAAGCUAGGGGUUUACAAAUUGAUGUCUGAUGAGUACACUGGAGAUUAUAUCUGAUCUUAAAAUUUUUGUAAAUACACUAUACGCUUUAAAUUUGUAAAAUAAAUCCUGUUUCAUCGAUAAUUGUAGAUUAUCUUUGAAUAUAAUUUGCAUAAAUAAUAGUUACUCAGACUGCUCUGAGCAGUAACUAUUGCAUUGCUUUUCAAAAAAAAUGGCUGAAAAUAAGAUGAAUGUAAUUUACUUAUGCAAAUUAUAUUCAUAAAAUAAACACGUGUAUUAGUUGUAUUUAUGAUUAAAACUUUUUCAAUACUGAAAUUAUACUAAAAACAGUUAGUCGCUUCAGGCUCGGUGAUCACAUAGAGAAUAAUACACGUGUGCGCGGAAAUACCAGAUUUAUUUCGAGUGUUGAACAUAAUCCAUCAUUGAAAAACGCAUCCACUUUGAAAAACGAUAUUUUUACAGCGGAAAAGCGAUUGAAAAGCGGUAAUUUUCACACGUGAAAUUAUCAUAAAUAACCUCACACAUGUGAGAUUAUCAAUUUUACCAGUACUCGAAAUCUCUAUGAAGCACUAUACUUUAUAUAAUAAAGGCUUUUAGUAUAAUUACACAGGUGAUUAUUGAAAAUUCUCCACGUUGAUUGGUUGCCGUUGAGGUGGUUAUUACGCGAUGAUCACCUAAGCGAUUUUCAAAAUGGCGUCCGAAGCCGUUUUGUCAAUUAAAUGACGAAGAAAUGAGUAUAUUUUAUUUUCUCCAAAUAAUCACUUACGAAAUUAUACUAAAACAAUUAUUCACCUCAGGCUCGGUGAUUAUCGUGAAUAAAAACCUCGACUUUGUCUCUGUUUUUAUUCACCGAUAAUCACCUCGUUUUCGGCGAAUAAUUGUUAAAUAAUCACCGAGCCUGAGGUGACUGCCGUAUUUACUCGUUUGAGCGCCGCGGCGCUCUUUAAAUUUUCAGAGCUUCCGGAUGCGGCGCUCAUUCGAGGGCGGCGCUCAAUCGGGGGCGGCGUUCUUUAAAAAAACUUUUAUUUGUGAAUUAUAUCAAGAACUUUUAACAAUAAAAUAAACAAGUUUUGAAUAUCUUUAUCACUAAAUGUCCCCAUUUUGACGGUGGAAAAUUAUUACACUGUUUAGUGCGGCGCUCAUUCGGGGGCGGCGCUCUUUAAAAAAAAAAUGAUCUCAAAUGCGGCGCUCAUUCGGGGGCGGCGCUAGAUCGAGUAAAUACGGUAUAUUGUUAAUUAAUCCCAGCCACUAAAAUAUUCUCGCUGACCACGAAAACAAUUUGUCGAUGAAUCCGCUAUUUUACCGAAAACAUGUUUUCAGGGGGUGUCACACCCCACACCACCGCCCCCCCCCACCCCUGACCUGGAAAUAUGGCAUGCGCAACUUCAGAUAUAAAAAUACAGUUUGGUUUUGAAACCGACCAAAUGUUUGUGUAACUUCAGCACAGAUAUUUUCUUCAUAGGGUCCACAAAGUCCGCGCGGUAUGACGCUACGUUUCGGUAGGAAACGGUUGAAAUGGAAAACAACCCAUGUAGACAAGCUUUUAUCAUGUCUGUCUAUAAAUUCCAUAAUUCGUCUGAUAGUAUUUCGAAGAAACCUAACGCUUAUACAAUAUUCAUGAAAUACAACUAUUUCAUAAAGUUUGAGACAUUCAUGAAAGCAUGUUUACGUCGACUCUGUACAAAAUAAUAAAAUAUAAUAAAAUCUUCUGUAUUUUCUAGUCAUUUCUGUAGAUAUAACAAACAAGAUUACGCCAUUUUCAACAAUAUCAAAGAUACAAAAGCUCCCUACGGAAUGUUGCUAUCUUUUAAAUUGCUCUAACCAUACAUUCAAAUAACUAUCAAUCAUUUAAUACAUAGUUUGACCCUGACUCGUCCCCAGUCGUCUGCGCGCGCUUUCCAAUUCGCACGUGCUCACAGAGACGACUGGGGACGAGUCAGUAGUUUGACCCAUGCCUGUGGGGAAUCCAGCUCAUCACGUCAUAUUGACAGACUUUCAAACUGUCUGCUUGUACAUUUCUUGCUUUUUCGGAACCUGAAGUUUACCUUGCUGACAGCCAACGCUUAUAAUUGUGAAAUACAACCAUUUCAGGAAGUCCAACACCGGGAAAUCUGCCCAGCCAAGACAAAUGGAAUGUUCGGUAUUUUCUAGUCAUUUCUGUAGAUAUAACAAACAAGAUUACGCCAUUUUCAACAAUAAAAUUUUCAACAAUAUCAAAGACACAAAAUCUCCCCCAUGCAAUUUUUCCAUCUUUUGUACAGCUUUAGCCAUGCAUUCAAAUAACUUAAUUGUUGUCUCUUGUCUGUUGAAUAUCAACAAAAACACACUGAGUUGCCGUUUCAUUUUACUCAAAUUGCUGUGUCACAAACAUUAGAAAACGUUUACCAAUCCUCAACCGUCAUUCUGGAGUUGUCUGGAGCUGUGAUUCUAAAUUUGUUAUUGAAUAUCUUCUUGGCAAGCAAUUUAAUGUACGUGGUGAAAGUGAACCUUUAACAGGUAUCGAAAGCAACCCUACGUACUGUAGCACUCAGGGCUGUAUUGACUUUUACAAGAAAGGAGUUUUGAAUCGAUCUCGUGAUCCUGGCAUAAUCUAUAGACCAAACGCUAAUAUAGAUGAUUUGUAUAUUGAGGUUGUUAUCCAUACUGGACGAACUCAGCAUAAUUUUUGUGAAGAAAUGGGAAGACACGAAAUCUACGACGUUUAUAUGAAAGUUCCCUUAGAAUCCAUACGUUUAGAAAAGAUAAGAGAUAUAUUUCGUCCCUAUGAAGAUACAAAGGGAAAAUUUCCUCGUAGCGUCCUGGCGAUUGGAAGACCUGGGAUUGGAAAAACCGUGUUGACCGAAAAACUUCUCCAUGACUGGGCUAAUGGAAUUGAUGAAUAUUAUUCCACAAGAUUGUCUUCUUUUUCAAAUUCAGAUGGUUCAACGAGAAUAUUAACGAAUUAACAAAUAUAUCCGUUAAAACAUUUCUUCGGUCUGGACGGACUGAGUGAAGAAAAGUUCGAAAGUAUUUACGAAGAAAUUGCAAAAGAGCCACAAAAAGCCAUUCUUAUUUUUGAUGGUUUAGACGAAUAUCAGGCGACCCCAUAAGUUGCUUAGACCAAUCUCACAUCAUUCCAAACGAUCCUAAUACUGGCACGUCAGCAAUGAAUUUAUUCAUUAAACUAGUUUUGGGCGACUUGUUGAAUGGAGCAACGGUUGUGGUAACUAACAGGCCGACUGCAGAUGAUUUUUACUCGAGACUUGAUUUUGAUCGAAAUGUGGAGAUUAUUGGUUUUACUUCUGAUAAAAUUGAAGAAUAUGUCAGCAGAUUUUGUGACAAUAAUAACAAGAGCAACCUUACAACGAAGAUAUGGAACCACAUAAAAUCUUCAUCAGAACUGUUAAACUUAUGUUACAUUCCAGUCAACUGCUUUAUAGUGUGUGUUACCCUCUCUGGAUGUCUUGGUGACCCAAAAAAUGAAACUAGUGCUCUUCCGACUACACUGACAGAACUUUACCAGACAGCCAUUGCUCAUUUUGAGAAAUAUCAUCACAGAAAUGCAGACAGAAACUCUACGGCACAUGAAGCGUUAAAGAAACUUCAACGAUUAGCAUUCGUUGGUAUGGGAAGCGGGCAACUGGUUUUUAAUCAAACAUUAUUUGAUGAAGAAAUGAGAAAAUCUGGUUUAUUGAACAGUUUAUCCAAUCCUAUUUUCCCACUACGAACACAAUUUUGUUUUAUACAUUUAACCAUACAAGAAUUUCUUGCUGCAAGACACGUGACUGAAAUACUCGCUCCACCCAAAAUAAAGAAGUUUAUUUCCAAAAAUGUUGAAAGUGCAAAAUGGCAUUUGGUUCUUCAGUUUAUUGCAGGACUUUUGGGCAAGAAAAUCAGGGAUUUUGAUAGGGAAUACAAGGAUAGUGUUUUCGCGUUUGUAGAAAGCUUGAAAGUUACUAAUGGUGAAAUUGAAGUUAAAUACCCUGAAGUAUUUAUAAUGAAGUGUUUAAGGGAAGUAGACAAUGAGGAGAUUACUAAAGAAAUUUGCGAAGCAACUGCUAUAAACGAUUUGGUAGAACUAUGCAUUGAUACAGAAUCUUAUUAUCUUUCUCCAAGUGACUGGGCAGCAGUGACUUUCGUUUGUAAACACAUGAAAAAAUUGGCAAAUUUGACAUUGUUUGGAUGGAACACACAUUACCUUCCGGAGAUUCUAGGAUUGCUACGAAAAAGAUGCCUAAAUAAACUAAAGAUGAAUUUGGGAGUAUUUGGUAUUGCAGACGAAGUAUUUAGCGCAUUAAUGGAAGUAAACUGUACAGUGGACCACAAACACACGAAGCUGACUUCGUUGACAACUAAUCAUUUGAGCGUGACCGAAACAGGUUUACCAAUCGUAUGCAAAUUUUUUGAAAACAGGCAUGCGAGCCAACUUGAGCAGUUAACUCUAAGUUCUAGUGAAAUUGAUUCACAUAAAAUUUCUAAACUUUGUGAAGUCCUUAACAAUGGACAUUGCCCAAAUCUUGUACAUUUGAAUCUUGAAAGUAAUUGAAUACGUGAUGAGGGUGGAAUGGAAUUAUGUGAUACUCUGACAAAAGAGCAUUGUAAGCUUACUAGGUUGAAUCUUGACGAGUGUUUGUUAACGGAUGAAUGCAUACCCAUUUUGUGUAAGGCACUCCAAGAUGAACGUUGUCAACUGACUGAUCUAUCACUGGCGUACAAUGCCAUAGGUGACAAAGGUGCAUGUAUGUUGUUUGAAGAUGCCCUGACAAAAGAGCAUUGUAAGCUUACUGAGUUGGAUCUUUAUCAGUGUUCGUUAACGGAUCAAUGCAUACCCAGUUUAUGUAAGGCAGUGAAAAAUGGUCAGUGUGUGUUAACAACAUUAUUUCUUAUGCCGAAUAAUUUUACUAAAAACGGCAAGAAUUUACUGCUUGAUGUAAAGAAUUAUGAAAGUUGUAAAGCUAGGAAUUUACAGAUCAUAUAUACUGCUAAACGUUUGUAAAUACACUAUACGGCUUUAAAUUUGUAAAACAAACGCUGUUUGAUUGAUAAUUGUGGAUUAUCUUCGCGUUUAAUCUGGGAUGUUGCCAAACGAUAGUCGGUGAUUGACAAGUCUUAAUUAUUGAAGUCCCUGAUCAAACGAGGAUGAGAUUUGAUGAGAGUUAAAGCGAGAGUUUGCAUGAGAGUUUUCUCAACUAAUGCCUCGAUCCAAACGAGAACACAAGUUGCAUGAGAGUUGAAUUCAGUUGAGUGGAUAUUACCACGCGCGUAGCAAAAACUCUCACAACUCUCAUCAAAAUUUUAACGAGCUCAAAUUGUAACGAAGUUGCAACUUUCAUCUACGUUUGAGCGAGCUUUUCAGUAAUAUUUUCGUACAUUUAUCAAAAUUUUUGCAAUAAUCAGCCGUCACUCAAAUAUUCUCGCCGACUACGAAAACAAUUUGCCGAUUGACGGCCCUACGCUAUACGGGUGAAAUGGCAAACAGCCCAUGUAGACAAGAUUCUAUCAUGUCUAUAAAUUCCAUAAUUCUCCUGAAAGUAUUUUGAAGAAACCUAAAGGCCUGUUUAUACUUGCAAUUUUUGCUGCGAUUUUUAGCGCGAUUUUCUUCUUCUGAUGGAUGUGAAUGAGUGGAUGAGUUAUGAAUGUUCAGAUGAGGGAACUUAUGCCACAGAAUAGAAAAUAAGACCAGAAGCCUCACUCAGCCAAAAUUAUGUCCGAGAUAGCAAGUGUAAUCCACGCCAUAAAACGCGAGCAAUUACGCCAUCAAUUGCCAUUACCAGGUAAUUUGCUGACGAACGCUGACGUGAUGUUCGCAGCAAGUGUCACACACGUCAUCUAGCGUGCGAAAUUUGUGAUCCGCAAGGCGAAAAUCGCGGACACGAAAAUGUUAAGGAAAGGUGUACAGUGAGACUUCUGGUCGAUUAUAUAUUCUAUGCUUAUGCUCUGAACAUUCAUAACUCAUCUACUCGUUCACAUGCGUCAGAAGACGAAAAUCGCGCUAGACGCAGCAAGAAUUGCCGGUGUAAACGGCUGCUGUUACCGCAGCUUUGAGAGAUAGCGAGAACGGGAAAUUUUCUUCCUCUGUUGAUGCUAAAAGUACAGCCACGUACAAGAAACAGGUCGAUCAGGCAUGUUUUGCAAGAUAUGAUCAGGCUUAUAACUCCCCUAUACCUUUGUAUGACUUUGGGGGUGUCACAUCCCACCCCUCCCCCCUGCCCUGUAAAUAUGGCAUGCGUAACUUCAGAUAUAGAUAUACAGUUUGGUUUUGAGACCGACCAAAUGUUUGUGUACCUUCAGCACAGAUAUUGUCUUCAUAGGGUCCGCAAGGUCCGCGCGGUAUGACGCUACGUUUCGGUAGGAAACGGUUGAAAUGGAAAACAACCCAUGUAGACAAGCUUUUAUCAUGUCUGUCUAUAAAUUCCAUACUUCUUCUGAAAGUAUUUUGAAGAAACCUAACGCUUAUAUUAUGUUCAUGAAAUACAACUAUUUCACAAAGUCCAGGUGAUCUCGUUUUCGUAUUUUAGCCAAUCAGCGCUCAGAAAGGGUUGUCCGAAUAGAAAUCCAUUUUGAUGUAUUCAGUCAAUUAUAUCUUUCGUUAUUCGUUAUGAAACUAGUUGAAAUUUUGUAAUUAUGUUUGGUUAUGAGAACUAUAGCUCUGACAAAAAUAUGGAAUCGAAAUAAGGUAUAUUACAGGAGAUAUUCAGUUGUUUUAAUCAUAAAAUGGAUUUGGAUUUGACAACUAGUGCCAGUACUUUUCCGCGUAUCAAGAUCAUCUGGAGUGUGAGACAUUCAUGAAAGGCGAUGUUUACCUCGACUCUGUACAAAAUAAUAAAAUAUAACGAAAUCUUCGGUAUUUUCUAGUCGUUUCUAAUAGAUAUAGCAAAUUAUUUUUGCACCAUUUUCACUGACAAUAUCAAAGACACAAAAAACCCCUACGCAAUUUUGCUAUGUUUUGAAUUGCUCUAACCAUGCAUGCAUUUAAAUAACUAUCAAUCAUUUAAUACAUAUUUCGCCCCAUGCCUGUGGGGAGUCCAGCCCAUCACGUCAUAUCGACAGAUUUAGCUGCCUGCUGGUACAUUUCUUGCUUUUUCGGGACCUCAAGUUUAUCUUGCAGAGAGACGACGCUUAUAAUUGUGAAAUACAGGAAGUCCAACACCGGGGAAUCUGCCCAGUCAAGAAAAAUAGCAUCUCCGGUAUAUUCUAGUCAUUUCUAUAUAUUCAGCAACUUAAUUUUAGAUCAUUUUCAAUUAACUUUUAACAAUAUCAAAGAGACAAAGCUCCCCAUGCAAUUUUGCAAUCUUUUGUACGGCUUUAGCCAUGCAUUCAAAUAUUAAACUUAAUUGUUGUCUCUUGUCUGUUGAAUAUCAACAAAAACACACUGAGUUGCCGCUUCAUUUUACCCAAAUUGCUGUGCACAAACAUUAAAGUGCACAGACCAAAGUUUCAGAGAUGUAGUUUAUUAAAUAUUAAGAUGAUAGACGACGCCGUUCAUUUCCUUUGUGGAUUGGUAUUUACUGCUGUUACUGCAGCAUUGAGGGCAAGCGAGAACGGGAAAUUUUCUUGCUCUGUUGAUGCUAAAAGUACGCCACGUACAAGAAACAGGUUGAUCAGGCAUGUUUUUCCAUUUAUGAUCAGGUUUAUAACUCCCCUCUGCCUUUAUACGGCUUUGUUACACUGAGUAUUGGAUUGUCAGUUCUUGUCAGUGUUAUUUAUUCACUGCUAGUGAGCGCUCGUGUCGACGAAAUAGAGUCAAGCCUUGAACGACAAACUGAAGACGAAGUUGACCACCUGGUCCAUGGACAGAAUAGGAGAACUUUUUAUGUAUUUUAUCGCUAUUUUAUCCACCUCGUUGUGCGUUCGUUAUUUGGGAUCAUUUUUACUGUUGUACAACACAUAUAUUUCUAUCCCAAUGGUUUCGAUUUGAAAUUCAACUGUGAUAUACCACCAGCGGAAGUAACAUCCAACAUCAAAACACCAAAGAAUGCGAGUCGUAAUUUUAAUAGUACAUCAGUAAAUUGUGAGAAUGCGACAGCGUCAGAGAAAUGGUUAUGGGGAAUAAUUGUUUCUGUAAUAAACAGUAUAUUUGCUUUAGUUAUACUUGUGGAAAUCAUUUAUCUUUGGCGACGUUUACCAGUCCUUAACUGUCGUCCAGGAAUUGGCUGGAGCUGUGAUUCUGAAUUUGUCACAGCUUAUUUUCUUCGUAAGCGAUAUGAUGUGCCUAGGGAUGAACUGGAAAUAUCAAACGUCAAUAAGAACCUUCUGAAAUCUGUAGACUUUUACAAACAACAAGUUUUGAAACGUUCUCGUGAUCCCGGCAUAAUUUAUGGGCCAAACGCUGAUAUAGAUGAUUUGUAUAUUGACGUAGUUAUCCAUACUGGACGAGCUCCGCAUAAUUUUCCUGAAGAAAUGAGCAGACACGAAAUCUACGACGUUUAUAUGGAAGUUCCUUACACCUCAAUACGUUUAAAAAGAAUUAAUGAAUUAUUUUGUCCAAAUAGAGACACAAAGGGAGAAUUUCCUCGUAGCAUUCUGGCGAUUGGAAGACCUGGGAUUGGAAAAACUGUCUUGACCGAGAAAAUUAUCCGCGACUGGGCUAAUGGAAUUGAUGAAUGUUAUUCUGACAAGAUUGUCUUCUCUUUCAAAUUCAGAUGCUUCAAUGAGAAUAUUAACAAAUUAACAAAUAUAUCCCUUAAGACAUUUCUUCGGUUUGGGACGGGACUGAGUGAAGAAAAUUUCGAAAGUGUUUACGAAGAAAUUGCAAAAGAGCCACAAAAAGCCAUUCUUAUUUUUGAUGGUUUAGAUGAAUAUCACGGCGACCCCAUAAGUUGUUUAGACCAAUCUCGCAUCAUUCCAAACGAUCCUGAUAAUGGCACGUCAGCAAUGAAUUUAUUCAUUAAACUAGUUUUGGGCGACUUGUUGAAAGGAGCAACGGUUGUAGUAACGAGCAGACCGAUUGGAGAUGGUUUCUACUCGAGACUUAAUUUUGAUCGAAAUGUGGAGAUUAUUGGUUUCACUUCCAAUAAUAUUGAAAAAUAUGUCAGCCGAUUUUGUGACAAUAAUAACACGAGCGACCUCAAAACGAAGAUAUGGAAUCACAUAAAAUCCUCAUCAGAACUUUAAACUUAUGUUACAUUCCAGUCACUGCUUUAUAGUGUGUGUUACCCUCUCUGGAUGUCUUAGUAAUCCAAGAAAUAACGGUGUUCUUCCAACAACACUGACAGAACUUUACCAGAGCCAUUGAUCAUUUUGAGAAAUAUCAUCACAGAAAUGCAGACAGAAACUACGGCACAUGAAGCGUUAAAGAAACUUCAACGAUUAGCAUUCCUUGGUAUGGAAAGCGGGCAACUGGUUUUUAAUCAAACAUUAUUUGAUGAAGAAAUGAAAACAUCAGGUUUAUUGAACAGUUUAUCCAACCCUAUUUUCCCACUACAAACACAGUUUUGUUUUAUCCAUUUAACCAUACAAGAAUUUCUUGCUGCAAGACACGUGACUGAAACAUUCGCUCCACCCGAAAUACAGAAGUUUAUUUCCGCUCAUGUUAAAACUGGUAAAUGGCAUUUAGUUCUUCAGUUCAUUGCAGGAAUUUUGGGAAAGAAAAUCAAGAAUUUUGAUAAGGAAUAUAAGGAUUGUGUUUUCGCGUUUGUAAAAAGCUUGAAAGUUACUAAUGGUGAAAUUGAAAUUAAAUACCCUGAAGUGUUUAUAAUGAAGUGUUUAAGGGAAGUAGACAAUCAGGAGAUUACUAAAGAAAUUUGCGAAGCAACUGCUAUAAACGAUUUGGUAGAACUACGCAUUAAUACAGCAUUUUAUAAUCUUUCUACAACUGAGUGGGCAGCAGUGCAUUUCGUUUGUAAACACAUGAAAAAAUUGGCAAAUUUGACAUUGUUUGGUUGGGGCAGAGGUUGUCUUCCGGAGAUUCUAGGAUUGCUACGAAAAAGAUGCCUAAAUAAACUAAAUGUGCGUUCGGCAAGAUUUGGUAAUGCAAACGACGUAUUUAGCGCAGUAAUGGAAUUAAACUGCGCAUUGGACCACAAACACACUAGGCUAAUUUUCUUAGCACUUCAUCAUUUGAGCAUGACCGAAACAGGUUUACCAAUCGUGUGUAAAUUUUUUGAAAACGGGCAUGCGAGCCAACUUGAGCAGUUAACUCUAAGUUCUAGUGAAAUUGAUUCACAUAAAAUUUCUAAACUUUGUGAAGUCCUUAACAAUGGACAUUGCCCAAAUCUUGUACAUUUGAAUCUUGCAAAUAAUUCAAUACGUGAUGAGGGUGGAAUGGUGUUGUGUGAUACUCUGACGAAAGGUCUUCGUAAACUUAAAUCAUUGGAUGUCCGUAAGUGUUCGCUAACAGGUCGACGUAUUCCUACGCUAGUUAAGACACUGCAAGAUGAACGUUGCCAACUGAUUGUUCUAUCAUUGGCGGAAAAUGACAUAGGUGAUAAAGGUGUAUGUAUGUUGUUUGAAGAUGCCCUGACAAAAGAGCAUUGUGAGCUUACUGAGUUGAAUCUUUGUGACUGUUUGUUAAAUGAUCAAUGCAUACCCAGUUUGUGUAAGGCACUGACAGAUGGUCAGUGUGUAUUAAGACGUUUAUUGCUUAAUAUAGGGAAUAAUUUUACUGAAAACGGCAAGAAUUUACUGCGUGACACUAUGAAUUAUGAAAGUUGUAAAGCUAGGGAUUUACAAAUUGUUGUCUGAUGAGUACAUUGGAAAUUAUAUCUGACCUUAAAAAUUUUUGUAAUACCCUAUGCCGCCUUAAAUUUGUAAAAUAAACGCCGAUUCGUCAAUAAUUGUAGACUAUCUUCGCGUUAUCUGGGAUGUUGCCAAACGAUAGUGUGAUUGUAAAAUCUUAAUUAUUGUAAAGUCCCUGAUCAAACAAGAAUGGGAGUUGAUGAAGUUGGCAAGCGAGAGUUUGCAUGCGAGUUUUCUCAACUCUCGUGUCCCGACCCGAACGAGAAUAAAAGCCGCAUGAGAGUUGAUGAAAGUUGACUGGAUAUUACCGCGCGCGUAACAAAAACUCUCAUCAAAAUUUAAACCAGUUCAAAGUUGAUGAAAGUGUCCGAGAGUCGAUGAGAGUUUGUUUUCUCAAGAUCUUUUAAAAAAGUAGUUUUGACUGAGGGGCAAAAUAGUUAAACUGGGGAGGGGCAACAUGGGGCGGGGGGGGGGGAGACUUGGCACACCAUUUCAUAUGUUAAAAAUGCCCUGCGGUGAAACACGAGUGAGAGUUGCAACUGUCAUCAACUCUGAUUCUCGUUUGGCCGAGGCUUAAGCCUGGUUCACACUACCAAUUUUGUCGGCGAUUUUUCUCCUUCUGGCAGAUGUGAUCGAACGAAUGACAUAGAAUUGUUUACUUCUGAAAAACGACUCUAUACUUUUGUGUGCGAGUUUACUCAUUUGCAUCCGUCAGAAACACAACAUCGCCGACAAAAUUGCCAGUGUAAACCAGGCUUUACUGCAAUAGUACGAAAUGUCGUGAAAACCAACAGCGACCGUAGCGAAGAGGCUAAGCAGGAGGGGGGGGGUGGAAUUUUUCGGUAAUAUUUUCGUAAAUUUAUCAAAAAUUUUGCUGUAACUAUUACUUUUUAAUCCCAGCAACUCAAAUAUUCUCGCUGACUACGAAAAAGAAUUUGCCGAUAAAUCCGUUAUUUUGCUGAAAACAUGUUUUCAGGGGUGUCGCACUCCACACCACACCCCCUUCUAUAGCGACGGCCGUGGAAAUAUGGCAUGCGUAAAGCCGGUUACAGACGAGCAAGUUUUCUAUGACAAGUUUUUAUGUGACAAGUUUUAUUUGCCAAGUGCACGUGUGUAUAUGCAACAAAUUUUAUAUGAUAAGUUUUCAUAUGACAAGUUUUAUUUGCUGGUGUGAAAGUGUCAACAAGUUUACUUUGACAAUUUAUUACUGGCCAGCUGGCCAAUCACAUCAAAUGCUCAGAUUACUUUGACAAGUUUUCUUUGUUGACCCAUACAGACGAACAAAAUUUGUACUUUGACAAUUUUUUCUAGCUAGCAUGCUAGCUUUUGAACAAGUGCACUUGUCAUAGAAAAAAUUGUCAAAGUUGCUCGGACAGACGAGCAAAUAAAACUUGUCACAUAAAAACUUGUCAUAGAAAACUUGCUCGUCUGUAACCGGCUUAACUUCAGAUAUAAAUUAUAUAUACAGUUUGGUUUUGACACCGACCAAAUGUUUGUGUAAUUGCAGCACAGAUAUUUUCUCCAUAGGGUCCACAAGGUCCGCGCGGUAUGCCGGGAUAUGUUGGACGUAAGGUAAUGCACAGUGUAAUUAUACUUAGUAAAGCGAAAAAAUAUUCAAACAGUUUAUUAUGUAACGUAAAAUAAAAUAAAGCAAUAUUUUGUGACGAUAAUAUGCGACGAAUGUCAGAGAGUAAAAAAAAUUCUACUUUUCACAACGAACGCGUUUACGAUAAAAUUGAUAAAAUUUAAAGAGCUCUGAGAUAUAUAGACAGAUUGUUUAAUUUUACAUCACAGCCCAAACUAGCUGAAUUGCGUAAAAUUUACAAAGCAUUUGAAUUAACUGUACAGUAUAGUUUAAUUUUCACACAUAUAUACAUGCAUAUACAAAUAUACAGAUACAUAUACAUUACGAACUUCAAGGUUAAAUUUUAUCCUAUGAUUAUGAAAACAAUUCAAUUUCUUUAAUACUUUUUGUGUGUGUUGUUGGUGUCAUGUACUCAAGUUUAUACGACGUUACUUUGUGGUGUUACUCUGAGUGUGCAGUCACACCAGGCAAGCUGAAACUUUUGCCUGACCACGGUGGGAAUCGAACCCGCAAUCUUUACUAGUCCAAUGCUCUGCCAACUGAGCUAGGAGGAGCAUUAGAUUAGUAUAUCUUUUCAACUUGCCCGGUGUGGAUGCACACUCAGAGUAACAUCACAAACAUCUAUUUCUUUAAAUUAUUUGACAUUGGUAAAAUAUAAGAAUUUAUUAUAAUCUAUUAUAAGCUCUAUUAUAAUCCAUUUAAUUUUCAUGACAGGGUGACCCAGGAGCUGAGGGGCCUAAAGGUUUUACUGGAACAACAGGAAAAAGGGUUCGUUUUUAACAUUUAUGAGUAUCAUCUGCGCUUUGUAAUGGGUUUAGAUGAAAUAUGAAAGACUGGUUUUAAUAUGGUCGUAAAGAUGGAGUCACGAUCGUUCUCAAUUCUCAUCAGUCCAAAUACAACAUUUUAGAACUGAAAAUACGCGCAGUGAUUAUAAGUAGAGAAUACUUAUGAUUUAUAUGUGGUUUACAGGUAUAAUUUUUUAUAAACUAGCUGUUGAUAAAGUAUGCCGGUGUUUUAUCUGUAAAAUAAUGCUAAAAUGACGAGAUUUUAGAUGGCAUUUGAUUAUAUAUCCACAUAUAAAUUUGAGGUGUAGAAAUAUUAAUCUUGUUUUAAUCUUAACGAGUUUUUUAUAACGCUUAUUUUUGUUUUUGGAUUGCGGAUUUUGCCCACCAAUAUUAAAAGCGGGGGGAACAAAAAGGGAAUUAGAAUUGUUUAAUAUUUAAUUCCUAUUUUAGGGGCGUGUUGGUCCAGUUGGCGAUCCUGGCCGAAAGGGAGUGAAGGUGGGUUUCGGUAAAAGAAAAAACACAUUACAUGAGAGACUGUUUCAUAUAUGAUGAUCUGGAAACUAGGCAGUUUUCAAGGCCACAAAAUAGAAGAGCUUUGUUUGAUGUUGAACUGUACCUCACCAUACACAAAUCCUUAGUCUCAAUUUCAUUAAAUAUUAUUCAUCGUGGUUGCACGUUUCAUCUCAGCUAUCCCUAUUGGACGGUUACUUCAUUAUACGAAAAUACAAUGAGCUCAAUCAAUUAGCUCAAAUGAGCUCAAAUUAACAUAAACUCAGACAAAGACAUAAUACAAUAAUUGUUCAUGACUUGCUAUACAGAUAUAAUAUAAAUAUUUAAGCAGAAGGCUGUAUUUUAUAUUUGGCAAGAAUCUGUGAAACAUUGCAGCAAUACAAGCAAUUGUGUAAUUUUUAAUUUAUAGGCUGAUCCUGGAAAACCCGGACCUGAUGGGGCGCCUGGAGAUCCCGGAAAACAGGUUGGCUUAUUUUUUCUUCUUUACUUGCUAUUUAGUUUGUCCGAGUUUAAAAACCGUCUGUAUUAUGAAAGAACCGACGUAUAGCUGUUUGUAUUACAUGCGGAAAUUGUUACCAUUUUGUUAUAUGGAUAUUUAGGGACCAUCAGGAUAUAUUGGACCUCCGGGAGUGAAAGGUGAACAGGUAGGAUAAAUGAAAUUGUCGAUGUAAUUCAAUAUAAAAAUGAUGUACGGGAAAAUUCACAGAUUUACUAUAUACAAUACAUAAUAUAAUAUAAUAUAAUAUAAUAUAGAUCCUUGUUAAAAUAACCAGAAUAUGUUAAAUGGACAUAAAUAUUUCUAUAGAUUAAACUGGAAUAUCACAAUACAAUACAAUACUUUAUUGACAACUCCCCGAGAGGGGGCUUUUCAGUGACAAUAUUUUAAUCAGGGUAUUUUAAUUAAGAGUAUGGUUACACAUUCUCGCCACUUUACUCGUGUUUUCUGUUGUUUUGACAGGGUACGAAAGGUGAACCAGGGGAAAGAGGUUCUCAAGGCCCCAUGGGAAACUCGGUAAGUCGCCUUAAGGAAUGACAUCGAAUUAUUUUAAAGCUUAUUAAGGGCUGCAUUACGGCAUGCAAAAGACAAGAUACAUCCAAACUAUUUCACAUGUAAUGUAUAAUAGAAUGUCGAUAUAUCUCUACUCUACAGUCAGUAAAGAUUGAUUUACAUACAGCACACAAAAAACAAGAUAGAUCCAUGCCCACUAUUUCACAUGUAAUGUAAUAGAGUGUCGAUAUAUCUACGAAGAUACAUACAUAUGGAAACUUAAAAUGUAGGAAAUUCCAUCAUUAUUUAGGGCAUUUCAGGAGAUGCGGGAAAGAGUGGCUUGCCUGGCGAUCCGGUAUGUUGAAGCGAGUGUAUAUACUAUAAAGAACGUAUAUCAUAUUUUUCUGGCCAAAUGAAACAACACGGCUAGCUAGUUUUGCUAACUUUUAAUUUUUUGUACACAGGGAUUUCGGGGAAAGGGUGGACAGAAAGGCAUCAAAGGAGUAACCGGUUCACGGGUACGUCAUUUUCACGUGCAUAUAUGGAUGCUAUAUGGAUGCAUAUAUGGAUGCUUAUGGAUGCAUAUAUGGAUGCAUAUGGAUGCAUAUGGAUGCAUAUAUGGAUGCUUAUGGAUGCAUAUGGAUGCUUAUAUGGAUGCUUAUAUGGAUGCAUAUGGAUGCAUAUAUGGAUGCUUAUAUGGAUGCAUAUGGAUGCAUAUAUGGAUGCAUAUGGAUGCAUAUGGAUGCUUAUAUGGAUGCAUAUAUGGAUGCAUAUGUAUGCAUAUGGAUGCUUAUAUGGAUGCAUAUGGAUGCAUAUAUGGAUGCAUAUGGAUGCAUAUAUGAUAUGGAUGAUAUGGAUGCAUAUAUGGAUGCAUAUGGAUGCAUAUAUGGAUGCUUAUGGAUGCAUAUGGAUGCAUUUUUGGAUGCAUAUGGAUGCAUAUAUGGAUGCUUAUGGAUGCAUAUGAUGAUAUAUGGAUGCAUAUAUGGAUAUGCAUAUAUUUUACAUGUAAACUUUACCAUUUAGGGACCGCCUGGUUUACCUGGGUUGAACGGCAGUCCUGGAAGAACCGGUAGUCAUGUAAGUUAACGUGUCUCUGUUAUGGAGUCAGUCAGUGGCGUAACAGAGCCUCCUGAGACCACCGUCAAAUUUUAAAGUUUUUUUCCCUAAAAAAGUUUUCCCCCCAAAAUUCAAAUUUUUAAAAAAAGGUGUUAAAAAAAAUGGACUAUGACAAGUAAUAAUAAAAAGUCACAGUUUUUCCUAUCUAUGUCUACCAAAAAGGGUCCACAUUUCAAAAUUUUACCAAUUCGUGCUUUUGGGGGCCACCCUUUGCAAGUUUUCUGACCCUUUAUAACUGAGGCUGGUUGUUAUAACAAGUUUGAACAAGCUGUUAACAACUUCAUGCUUGAUGGCAUUAUCAAACUUGCAGCAAAGGUGUUCUAACAAGCCUGAUACAAUCGUGAUAUAACAAAAAUGUUAAAAGGUUGACGACACAAGGUUGUAACAAUAUUGUUAUAUCAUGACUGUAUCGAACUUGUUGAAACAACCUUGCAACAAGUCUGAUAAUAUCAACAAGCUUGUUACAACAGUUAACAGUUUGUUUCAAACUUGUUGACAACUUGGGACAAGCAGUGCGACACACAACUUGUUGACGGCUUGUUGGCAGACUUGCUACAAGAUGUGAGAUUUUUGCAUGUGUAGGUCAUAACCCAGAGGUUAGAGGUGGGGUUGGGUGGGGGGAUCACAUGAAGGGUCACAUGAAGUCAACCUUGUCCAGUCGAAUUCAUUUUGAGGGGACUUAGUUCCUCUAAUGGUUGUUUUGUCAAUGUAGGGUCCUGAUGGCCUACCAGGCGCAAAUGGAAUGACAGGCUUGGAUGUAAGUAAAGGAAGCCAAAGCUUCAAUGGAGCGGUAGACCUUUCACGGACACCCUGCACACGUUAAAACGCACAAUUUGUAUCAAACCUGCAACAAUGCUGUUCCAAACAACUUGUCAACAGGAUGUGUUCUCACUGCUUGUUCCCAGCUUAUUGACAAGCUGCCAACGGCUUGUUGAAAACUUGCUACAAGGAUGUUGACAACCUUGCAGCAACUUGAUAGAAUAACAGCAUUGUUACAACUUUUUGACAAACUUCCUACAAGCUUGUUGCUUCACACGUAAGGACGCACAAGUUGUUACAGGUCUGCAAACAAGUUGUAACAAAUCUGUUCACAGGCUGUCGACAAGUUGUGUUCUCACUGCUUGUUCCCAGUUGUUGUAACAUGUUUGGACCAAGCUAUUAACAAUUUGUAACAAGCUUGGUGGCAUUAUCAGACUUGAUACAAAGUUGUUCUAACAAGUCUGAUACAGUCAUGAUAUAACAAGAAUGUUACAAGGUUGACGACACAAGGUUGUAACAAUAUUGUUAUAUCAUGACUGCAUCGGACUUGUUGGAACAACCUUGCUACAAGUCUGAUAAUAUCAACAAGGUUGUUACAAGCUGUUAACAGCUUAUUCCAAACUUGUUGACAAUUUGGGACAAGAAGUGCGAACACAACUUGUUGACAGCUACAAGACGUGAGACUUUUACGUGUGCAAUGUGCGUCUCGGCUUCAUAGACACACUGUAGGUCAGGCGGACGAGAAAUUUAAAUUAUUUUUUGUGUUCAUAGGGUGUGAAAGGUGAUCUGGGACUUCCUGGACCUCCGGGACUCAAAGGAAGCCGUGUAGGUAACUAUUACAUAUUGUUCACAAUUUAUAAUUUACAUUUACUAGAUAUUUUUGCACGAGGCCAGCACGUGAAUAACAUGUUCGUUGGAAAGGCUAAUUAGCCUUUCUCACGCCGCCAUUUUUGGGUGACUUUUCAGCCGAAGUCUGCAAGAUAAGUCCACGUAACAGCGACUUUUAAUAAUUUUUGGACGAAUGAUGGUAAAUUUGCUUUGUAAAUGAUUAGUUUAUUUUGAAAAAUUGCUUUUCACAUUGUUUUAAUUGUCUGCAUUGGUUAACGAGAAUUAGAUGCCACCCAAAAAUGGCGGAUAUUCGUCAUCGUCAGAAAGGCUAAUUGCCUUGAACGGUUAUAGCUUUUGUUUACGUUUUUAUCUUUUCAAUAGGGCUAUGAUGGGUUUGAUGGUUUUGCUGGCUUCCCUGGACUUCUGGUAAAUUUCUUGCUUGUUUGUUUGUUUGUUUGUUUGUUUGUUUGUUUGUUUGUUUGUUUGUUUUAACAACUUGUUAACAUUCGGCACUAGUACUACUGUCGUUGAGUUCGCUCAGUAGUAGUAUCGACAAGGUGAAACCAAGAAUAUUUGUUGGCAAUACAUUGAAAUGUUUCGUAUUGAAAAAAAUCAAUGAUUGAAACACCGGGUUACAUUUCGUGUUUUUCUUUUCUCAGGGAGCCCCAGGUCAAGCGGGUGAGAUGGGACUUCCAGGAUUAUCUGGGAUUGAGGUGAGGUCACGUUGUUCUCCUCAGGGACACUUUAGAUUAACAUAGAUUACCAACAAUGGUAACCUAGGCUGGGCAGAGGUGGAGGGGUUUUUGAAUGGCGCUAUAUAUUGCAUGAAAUUUAAUGCAAAAAAGUUUAAAGUAUGCAUGUGUUGACAUAUUUAGCAAUAAGUGAUCAUUGUUUAGCCAUUCAUGAUAUUUAUUUUAUUUCUUCCAGGGCUUACUCGGAAAUUCUGGACCUCCAGGUUCACCGGGGCCAGCUGGACCUAAGGUAAGUGCAUUGUCUCUCUUUAUGUGUUUAUAAGCUCAAUAUCGCCGUCCUAAAUAUGUUAAGAUUCUUCUCAUUCUCGAUUUUCUUCUCAUUCUCGAUUUGUUAACUUUGGGUAGGGUGAUGAGGGACCUCCGGGAACUCCAGGACCCGCGGCGACCACAAGUGGUGUUGGACCUCCGGUAAUCCACUUGUUUUGAUAAAAUCAUGUAGUAUACCUUAUUGACCCGCAGUGAUGUCGUAGGUACUAAUAAAGUAUUUGAUCAUGUCUGACCAAAACAGAAUUAUAUUGAACUCUGAGUCGCAUAUAGCCUUUUGUUGUUCUAUGUAAUAUAAAAUACUCGUUUUCUAGGGCUUACCUGGGCCUACCGGUGAUAAAGGGCAACCUGGAAAAGACGGUGAUGAAGUUAGUGUUGUGAAAACUCUUAUGUUAUAUUUUUAUGUUUGGGCAAUGAAUGUGUGAAAAUCCUCCAUAAAGCUCCAGGCAAACGUCAAUGAAAGUUGAUGAGAGUUGAGAAGCGAGAGUUUGCACGAGCGUUUCAUCAACUCUCAUGGCCUGGUCAAACGAGAAUUGAUGAGCGCUGACUGGAUAUUACUGACAGUUCUUAUCAAAAUUUGAACCAACCCAAAGUUGAUGACAGUUGACAAGCGAGAGUUUGCACGAGAGUUUCAUCAACUCUCAUGCCCCGGUCGAACGAGAACAAGAGUUGCGUGAGAGUUAACUGGAUAUUACCGUCAGUUCUCAUCAAAAUUUGAACCAACUCAAGUUGAUGCGAUCGAAUUUAAAAUUGGAAUUUUUCAUUGUAGGGUAUCCACCCCUAAAGAAACUGCCAGUCAUCAACUUAGGGACAGUGAACAAUGCGACUACUUUAGAAAAGAGGGUGCAUAAUGUUUACAAAAGAACGUUCCUCGAGUCACUGCAUUCAGUGUUGGCCAAUUGAUCUAUAAAUGAACAUGCACCAACAAUUCUCGCAAAUUUACAUACCGUUAGUGCAAUCAUGCAAAAAUAGUGAAGAAGGCUUGUACUUUUAAUGUUUUGCGAUCGCAAUAGCCUUAUCAAAAUUUGACGCAACGAAAAUGAGGGAGGCUUGCAUCGUCACACACUUUGAUCAAUUUGAAAAUGUACGUCAAAGAAGCUUUUGAAAGGUGAACUGAAGCGGAGCUUUCAGAAUGUCCCGGUGGAUAGCACUAGAUUCACCACCAGUUGCUUUGUUUGGUACUUGAAAUAUCACUUGAAAGCACUUGACGGAGGGCACAUCGAGCCGCGAGGGACUUGGUUUUAGUCUAUCAAAGUUUCGUUGGUUAAAAUAUUGUGUAUCAAACACACAAUUAAAAUCCAUUUAAAUUAAUGUUUGAUGACGUUGCUCUAAUGCGAGAAAGUUUCGAUAGUGCAUAGGAAACCUUUAGCAUGCCUUAAAAUAUCGGUCGGUCACGGACAUUGUCCGACCCAUUCGUGAAAUUGUCCGACGUAGAGAGGAAACCGCCGGACAUUCUGUCCGACCAAAGUGAAACUGAGGUUUAUUGUUUUCCGACCCAAGUGAACUGGUGUCCGACCGAACUGUAGCUUUGUCCGACGUAAAUCAAAAUGUACCCUAGCCCAGGACUAGAGGCUUGUAUGUUAAAUGGAAAAUCAGAGUACUAUUGUAUAAAAGGUGAACUGGAAUUGUUGUUUUAACGUAGUGAGCGCGGGGCGGCGAGCGAAAUGGUGAAGUGGAAAACGGGCUUAAGUUGUCGAAGUCUUUUUUAACACUGCUGCAUGUUCUGGCAAGCAAGUUAAUUUUGGCUUGGAAAUAAGUAUUACAUACAUGGUACAACAUUUACCGUUUAUUCAUUUGUGUCAUUCCUGAAGACUUAUUUCCGAGCUAAAACUGAACUGAAGGUCAUCGGACAUAUGUCCGACCCAAACUCAACGUCACCGGACAUUUUGUCAGACGGCCCUGGAAAAGAUAUUUUAAGGCCUGCUUUAUUAACAUAAUUUUGUUUAUGUUGUGGAUAAUUAGGGUGUUCGAGGACCCCGAGGAACAAAGGGUGUUAAUGGGAUAGUGGUAAGUAUCAGCAAGCAAGCAAGCCAUUGAAACUGAUUCGAAAAACGGAAAGUGAGAUCGCUACUUGACCAUGAAAAUGGACAAACUUUUACCAAUUUCUUGUACCGUAGGGUUCGCGAGGCCAAAAAGGAGAUCCCGGAACGCGCGGAAUAGCUGGUCCUAAGGUAUGAAUUUUAUAGCAGUGCCGUAACUACUAUGAGCUCGGACCUGUCGAACCUGGGGCCCCCAACCCCCAGGCUCAGGCUGUAGAGCAAAAUCAUUGGCCAGGGCCUCUGAUAUGUCACAAUGUCGUUUUCUGACCAUCAGAAUUCUGUAAAAUCUCACCCCAAAGUCGAGGAAAUGGCAUUUCAGAGAGUCUAAAUUCAAAAAAUUUCCGGGUGAGCAUGCCCUGGACCCCUGGAAAACUUGUGCAUAUACGGCGCUCAACUCGUGCCUUUGGCACUUCUACCAGGGGGACCUUCGAAAAUUUUGGACCGGGGACCCCUGAUAUAACGUUACGCCACUGUUUUAUAGAAGUAAAAUGAAAGAAGUGCUCAUUAGCAUGAACUGCAACUUCAAGGCAUAUUCACUUUUUAUUUUCGUUCUUCAGGGUAUAGGAGGUGAUGAAGGAGGUUCUGGUCUUGUUGGAUCUCAAGGAGCUCAGGUAUACUGCAUGUGUCGCUUCAAUAAUUACGAAAUAGAGCCGCUCAUAUUAUAAGUGGAUCAGAUUAUAACAUUUAAAAAGUCUGGUACCAAAAUCACAAUUCACAAGAGUUGUUUAGUAGCAAGUGGCAAGCAUGCAAUCACGCCCAUAUAACGUAAUUGUCAUAUUAAAUAAUGACCAUUAAAUAAAACUUAAGCUAAAGUUAGCAAUAUAACAAGCAAUAUAUGAUUCUGUACAAUGCUUGCCAAUGAUGCCACAACAUACGCAUUUUAUACAAUCUGUUUUGUUCUGUGUUGGAUUCCUCACAACUCUGCUGAUAAAAAAUGUUAAACAAUAAGAAUUUAUGGUUAUAAUAACAUGCAUGACUAAUGAUGUCAGUCAAAUGGCACAACUCAGGACUCUUUAUUCAUUUCAUCAAGUGACCCAUGUUCUGAAAGAUUCGCAUAAUUUACAGCCUUAAACGGAUAUCGAAACCCCUUUACAGCCAUUGAAAAUUCCAUAUUUCGUGAAUAUUUUCUCGAUCACACAAAAUACUGUCUGCUCUAGAUUGGUCCAAAUUGAACAUCUUAGAGCGCUAAUGUUUAAAACAGUUGCUGCCAGAAUACCCUUAGAAUAGAUUUGCGUCUGUAAACUCGGUUCAUAAUUACGGUCUAAGAGGCUCUGACCCUUUGUCCCUAGACAGCGCUUAUCGAGGUGUUGUACUGUGGAAUAGCCUACCUGUGCAGGCAGUUAAUGCUAAAACUAUUUCAGAAUUGCACCCUGAUAGUAUUUCGUUUUAUUUUUAGGGACAAAAUGGAGCGAGAGGACCGCCGGGUGCGAAGGGGAUACCUGGGGAAACGGUAGGCACUGUAAAGACUGUUCAAAUAAACAGAGAAGUGAAAUUACAGGGUGUAUAAAAACGAGACUUUUAGAAAUCAAGCUAUUGUUGUUAAGCACAAGAUUUUAUGCUCCUGGGAAUUUAAAAUAGAUUUUAAUCGUAUUUAGGAGUAGAUAUCAUGGUUUGCUUGUGAGAUUUUUCAAUAAUUCAUUUCAUUUUUAGGGCGACAUGGGAUCGAAGGGUAAUCGAGAAAAAGACGGACAACCAGGAGCGGACGUAGGUUUAAAAAUCUUUUUCAAUGGAAAAGAACAAGUGAACAUUUUUAAACAUUUCGUUUUAUACAUUUUUGUUUUUUUAGGGAUUACCAGGACCACCUGGAAACCGAGGAAGAGACGGAGACACAGGGGAUAAGGUAGGGUAGUUAUUCUCACUACAAAAAAAUCGCGGACUAUUUUGACUCAAAAAUGACACUAGUCCUUCAUACUAAAGCAGCAAGCGAAAACUUGUCCAAUAUUAAAUAUCGUUGCUGUGAACGGAUGAGCUUCAAAUCAGUAUAUCAAUAAUUUUUUAGGGUGAUCCGGGUACAUCAGGGGAAUUAGGGAGACCUGGCAGACCUGGAGCACAGGUAAUUUAGGGACAUAAUGGGAUCGAAUCGCGUAACUUAUCGACUAACACGAUAUUAUAUUUUCUUUUCUUAGGGGAACAUAGGAGCUCCGGGAACAUCUGGACCUCAGGGAUAUCCAGGAACAAUGGUAGGAUAUUUUUCUAUUUGUCCUUUGCAAAAUAUGUACAUAAUAGCUACAAUAAAGCUCGGUAUACAGAGGAAGUUUACUUUCUUGUGUGUACGGUCAAAAAGUUUUCCUUGACAAGUUUUGUGCACGGAAUGUUGUUAAACAUUUAUCUCACGUCAAGGCUUCCUUUUGUUUGCCAAAACCAUAAAAGUAUUUCUUGUAAACUUGUCAAGUUUUUCUUGUCUACGUCACUAGCUUUGGAACAAGGCUCCUAAUUGGCAAGGCGAAUAAAACUUAGCACGCUCUGUCUGAAUGCGCUAUGGUUUCUAAUAGAUCACUGCUACAAAGAUAAUUUACUUAUUUGGAGUAAUAUUUUGAAUCUUCUAGGGUCCUCCUGGAUCACCAGGGAUACGCGGGAAAACUGGAGUGUCGGGCGAAAAGGUAAGUAAUUUAGCCCCAGUAAUUUCUAUGCAUAUCUGGAGCAACAGCUCGUGGUUAACAUAAGGUUGCAAGCAGCCUACCAAAAUUUCAUUUUUCUAAUUCGAUUUAAAUUCGGUAUAUGUUACGAGUCUCGCCUUCGGCCCGAUUGAUAACACUUUAUACAUCGAUUUUGACAACUACGGAUAUCACAAAAAUCUCAUCCAAUAACUGUUUAUUAAAGUGCGACUAACCACAAAUCAAAUGUUUUGGCUUAUUCGAACAAAAAUGCAAUACAUCUUUAUAAUAAAAAAUCCCAUCAUGAUCAACUUGUUCACUGCCAAAGUUUGCGGAUAUGAUGUCAUUAGGUGAAUUGCAAAUUAGUUUUUCGUUGUUUUUUGUACCGAAAAUUCACCUGAUGACCUCAUAUCCGGAAACUUUGGCAGUUAAAAAGUUGACCAAGAUGAGGUUUUUUACUAUAAAGAUACAUUACGUUUCUAAUUGUCAGAGUGACCCCAGUAUUACCAUGGAUUGUAAAAUAACUGGAUAGGAAACUUCUGACGUCAUUGACUGCAUCCUUGUUGAAAAACGUGACGCCACGCGUAUUGCGAAUGUUACCAAAGUUCUCGGCAUUUUUGUUGUUUUGCUAUAUUUUCCACUUUAAAAGGGUGAUCUUGAAGCGUAAACUGGUCUAAUUGUUUUAAAAACAUGCCUAAGCCACGACAAAGUAUUCAAGGUAAAUGUUUUUCGUCUUUGUUUUGUAUUUUUUUACAUUUGUAGCUACGAAAUUGGCGUCACAAACUUUAACGAAAUUUGCGAUGUAUUUUUCACUGUUUAGUGCUUGAAAUAUUUGCUAAAAUUGACUUGGAAUACUUAGAGUUUUCAUCGUAGAAUGGCGUGGUUACAUUUAUUUGCUCUUUGACUAAAAUGUUUAGCUGUAUUAUUGCUAAACAUGCCGUUUUUGAGAAUUUGAUUUUCAACUAGGUUGAGGCAUCCAACCACGCCAUCAAUCCCAGUAAAAACAUUAGGUCACGUCAGCUAGUUUCCUAUCCAUUUAUUUUAUUAUCCAUGGUAUUACACAAACCAAAAAUUAUAUUUGGGGUUGGUCGCACUUUUACAAACGUGGAGCUGUGUGUGUUUAAAUACACAUCAAUUGAAUGAAAUAUAUACUUGACGUUUACUGAUCGUUCUCUGCUUCUGUAACAGGGCGACAGAGGGCCACAGGGAGCUGCUGGUAAUCCUGGACAGCCUGGAAUUCGGGUGAGUGAAAACAUCGCGUGUCUUGUGUAGGAAAUGGUCGGCCCGCGGUCGGGUGUAUUAUUGUUUUGUUUAUUGUUUAUCGAGUUUCUCACCCAUUGGUGAGCGGAUUUCCCAACAGCUAUUGCCUAAUUAAUAGGGGAUCCGAGGUAGCUACGAUUUUAACGUCCUUAUCCGCGAGAAGACGCGAAAGUCGAACCAUUUACUGUGUAAAGGUAGCACUUUCUCCUCAAUUAUUUUAAGACCUUGAGUAGAGGUCCGACCAAGGAUUAAACCCGGCUCUCCCGGCUUGAAAUACAAGCGUGCUGACCACAACUCCACAAGAACUGGAUAAACUGUUGGCAUCUUAUUUGAAUGCCUGAGCACUAUGCUAAACCCACUGAUGCGUAAAAUAUUGACAUGCAGGGUGCAUAUACAGUUAAAAAAGGAGACCUUUAUAGAUAUUAAAAUAUCCUUGUUGAACACAAGAUAUUCUGCUCCUGGAGGGAAUUUAGAACUAUAGCAUAAAGGAGAAUAACUACACAAAAUAGUCAACAAUUACAAAUUAAGUUCUUUGUACGUUUGCAUGGCGAUAAAACAUAUAAUAGUUUUGUUUGUGGAAACACCACGUAAAUUUAUUACUGCAAAUUGAUAGCGGGGAAAGUUGACAGCGAGGGAAAUUGAAUUUUUUUCCGCGGGGGAAAUUGACAGCCCAAUACACUUUGGGGCUGUCAAUUUCCCGUUUGUAAUAGAAAAUGACUGAAAAAUGGCAAACUUCGCAAGGCUAUAUUAUCCACAUUUUACAGCAUUUCGCAACGAAACUUUAGUCAGAAUAUUACUAAUUUAACUUAUGAUGCUCUUUCAAGCUGUGGUGAAAUUUCUGUCUAGACUUGUUUAGAUCAAAAUUUAGUCUAUAAUGCAAAUGGUCCAUUAGACGCAAACUCAAAUUAUCGAUAAAAUUUCAUCCCUUGCUUUUGCAGGCUAUAUUAAUAAUUAGGUGUGCAUGUAUAACCUCCAGGACACAGCUAUUGUAAUUUUGCGAUACCAUAUAUAUAUUCCUAGGUAGUCGCAUCUUUCACGGAGGCGCGUACACUGUGGUUUUGUAACAACUUUAUGUUUAAAUUGUAGGGAUCGGCCGGUACAUCUGGCGUGAAAGGAGAGAAAGGCCCCGUUGGAGAGAUGGUACGUUUGAUUUAAAUCUAGAAAUCGAUCUGAAAUGCUAUAAAGUUUUACACUCGACAUUUUCAUCUGCAAAAUCUAUCAAGUGAGAUGCCCAUAGAAUAUUGAUGCGUUCAGCUAAAACUUGACAACAGAACUAUGAUCAAAGGCCCAUUUCCAUUCAAGAAAAAUUUCCAUGGACAGAAAAUGUUCCGAAAAUAAAAUUUUGAGCGCAUGUUACGUAACAUACAAAAGUUUCUCCUUUUACAGUAAGUAUUUAGUAUUUCUUGAUCUUAAUACAGAGUUUUUUUUAGGGUGACGGAGCGCCAAUUUCGCUGAAAGGCACCCAGGGUUCCAAAGGGAAAAAGGUAGCGUUUAAUGGACGGUCAGAGAUUCUCUUAUUGGUGUCGGCUUGUAUAUAUCGUCCUCUACAGUAUAUUCAUUUGUAUUUUUUAGGGAUUAAAGGGUGACAUCGGACCUCCGGGCGAAGCUGGUUUAGAUGGUGAACAAGUAGGGCUUUUAUAGAAUAUUUUCCUAAAACUGAAUCAGUUGGGUUAAAAAUAUAGGAUACAAUUAGUUGAUUUGUAAUCCAGUUUUCAAGUUUAAUUUUUAUUCAUUGAAAAAGACAGCUUGACGUUUCGAGCGAAGGCCCUUUGUCGUACCAUCAUAGUCUAUCAAGAUAUGAUUGUCUGGGAGCUAAACAGAGUCAUUGUUUAUUUUGUGUGUGUUGGUGUUAUGUACUCAGGUGAAUAUGUUUGUGAUGUUACUCUGAGUGUGCAUCCACACCGGGCAAGCUGAACGCAAGCUUGGCCACGGUGGGAAUCGAACCCGCGACCUUUGGGAUACUAGUCCAAUGCUCAUUGUAUUAUGUUUUUAUCUGAGUUUAUGUUAGUUUGUACACGUUCACCAGGACUGCAAAUUACUGUCGGACAUCGGACAAUGUCCGACUAAAUUUGGCAAAUGUCUUAGCAAAAGUAAUUUUGAUCGGACAUUGGUCCGAUCACAAAACAAAAUUGUCACAUUAUACAUUUUUUUGCUGUGACAAUUAAAAUCCGAUUGCAAAUUCACCCAAUUUGCAUUUUGCAGUAAAAUUUACCAGACAUUCUAGCAUUUUACUUAACGUUGCGCCAGAACGGCUAUACAUACUUGUCUCGUGACUUAUAUUAUAUCUUGUGACGUAUAUAUGUCCGAUCAAAUGAAGCGAUGUUGGUUUUUGUCCGACCAAAUUCAAGUUAUGUCCGACCAAAAUUGAAAGUGAUCGGACAAAUGUCCUGUCAAGUCAAAUAUUUAUUUGCAGCACUGCGUUCACGGUGAUUGAGCUCAUUGUAUUUUCGUAUGAUGAAGUAGUAAUCGUCCAGUAGGGAUAGCUGAAAUGAAACGUGCAACCACGAUGAAUAAUAUUUAAUGAAGUUGAGACAAAGGAUUUGUGCAUGUCUUGUCUUGUCUUGUCUUGUCUUGUCUUGUCUUGUCUUGUCUUGUCUUGUCUUGUCUUGUCUUGUCUUGUCUUGCCUUAUAUAUUUAUUUAUUUAUGUUCUGUCUGCCAGGGUGAUGAAGGUGAGAUUGGAGGAAAAGGAGAAGAAGGGAUAGCAGGCGAGCCAGUAAGUAAUUGGUUGACUAUCACGAGACGUGCUUGAAAUAUAAUGCUGUCAGAAUGCUCGAUCAAGGAAGAGAAGAACAUUCAGGUACGUUAUGUACUGAGCAAAUACGAUUGUUAUAAUUUCAAAUAUGUUUUCUAGGGAGAACCAGGCGAGACGGGAAUGAAAGGAUAUGUUGGAGAAACAGGCUCGGACGUAAGUUAAUAUAUUCAUUUUCUGCUCAACACUUUGAUGUUCAUGAGGAAACUGAGACGAAAUGUUUAAUAUAUAAAGCAAAGUUAAGAUACCCCCCCCCCCCCCCCAGAGGGCCAGGAAAGAUGAUUGGAAAGUAGUAGUUCGAAACAAAGGAGUUUGAAGGACAACAGUAACAAGCUGGCCGAGUCUAGUACGGCCAUGUCCAAAGGGAGGCACAUAAUUGUUAAUUUUAACAUUAAUAAUUAUUGUUAGGUCUUAAUAAAUGUAUAAAAUUUACCCUUCAAAUUUCAACCUACAAAUUCCGUCAACUUGGCUAUCAUCCAUGUUUGUUUCUACAGGGAGUUCCUGGCGCAAAAGGCGAAAGCAAUAACGUGGCUGGACCGCAGGGAUUGCCUGUAAGGAAUAUGGAUAAUUCUAACACACUACAUUCGACGACCUGUCGUGUUUCCCCAACAAGAGUAAAUAUUUUCAAUUUAUUCGUUCCAGGGUAUAGAUGGUCCACCCGGGCCGCCUGGCGAUGCCGCAGGGGCUGACCUGACUGCACUCAAAGGCGAAAAGGUUUGUUCAAAAUUUCUUGUUUCGUGUGAAGAUAUUAAGAGGCGAUUUUUUUCAGUGUCACGUAUUUGCUAUGAAAAGUGUUUAAAAAACCUAAAAUCUUUUUGGCAUUCCUCUCAAAAUUACUUUGUUUUAACUUUAUUUUGUAGUUUAACCUCUCCAUCAAUGGUUUUUGAAUGGUUUUUAAAAAUUGACCAUGUAUACUAUCAAUGUAAAAACUAUUAUUGGUUAAUAUAGAUUGGAAAAAAACCAUGAUAUUUUUAAAAUAUUUGCCAUUAGUGGUAUUUUCCUGUGGACAGCAAAAAAAAUAAAAUACCAAGUAAAUAUUAAACAUCAUAGUUUUUACUAAUUUUACCCAUAAGAAUUAGGUUUUUUCAUUCAAAAAGCCAUUAAUGGAGUUCAAUUUUUUUUCCUGUGAUUAUUUUACUCUGUGUAACGCCAGGAGACUUUACUCAUCAACGGGGAGAGAGCCCGUGCACAUCAUUGGGUUAACAUCAAUUUCUUUCCAAUUCUCUCAUUCUGGAUUAUUUCGUGUUAAUGUGUGUUUCUUUUUACAUUUUAGGGCGAUACGGGACCUACAGGCCCGGCAGGGAUAUCGGGGACACCUGGACCACCGGUAUAUAUUUAUGGUAACUUCUUCGAGAUAUUGAGGGAUAGCUUGCAACUGAUCUUGCAUUUCUACGUUUAAACAGACUUGUUAAAAAAUAUGCACGAAACUUCAAUAUAAGAACUUAAAUUAUAUUUUUUCGGAAAUAUACGUUUCUGCACCCUCUCUAAAUCCCCGUGCAUUCCUUUUUGAUCAUUGCAAAAGAUAAUGUUAAAGAAACAAUCACCCAGCCAUUUUUAUUUUUUAUAUUUAUUUCUGUUUAGGGUCCACCGGGUCCCAAGGGAGUGCUUGGGGGAGAUGGCGAACAGGUACUGUAACAAAAUCAUAGACCAAGCCGGUCUAUCGGCAAAUUGAGUGCAUGGUCGAAUUUUGAAGGGAGGUGGGCACCUCCCGUGAGGUCGUUUUGCACCUCCCAUGAGAAUUUUUGCACUUCUCCUGAAAAGUCAUGCACCUCUCCUUGGGAAAGUUUCAAUGAUAGAUGAGAGUAAAAAUUUGACAUUUUUUGGUUACUUAGUGUCUACACUUCGUAAGAGCAUUUUUCUGUAAAGUUGAAACAGUGAUAGCCAUUCAUCUCUGUGUUAAGUACCCUUUUAAUGCAAUGUUUUGAAAGAAACUUUGUGGCCAUUGUAAUAAAGGGCAAAAUUGGAUGAGUUGUACAAGCCAUAAUUCAUUAAUACACUGAUACAUAUGUACACUACAUACAUACGUUACGUCGUUGACUUUGGCCCGUUCUAAGCCCUAACUUUCCGUGGGGGUCGUAAUUUAGUAUGGAAAAUAUAAUUUUGUAUUUGAGUCAAACCUUUUUUACAGUGCCUUCUAUUAUUUGACUCUGUCAGAUGGUUCGACUUGUCAGUGGGAGAAUUCUGAUACUAAAUUCUAUCUUUUUAAGGGUGAUGAGGGUGAACAAGGAAAUCAAGGGUCGCCUGGUGAUCCAGGGUUGAAGGUAUAGGGUAACAUAAUACAUAAUUGCAAUAUACUGGGUGCCCCCCUUGGUUCUGCUAGACCAAUUUUAAUAAUCUUGGUUUCAAAAUUCAUCUCUUGGAAUUUUUGAUUCCCACUAGUACUUAGCUGUGUAAAAAUCUAGAACACGGCUGUUGCAUUUCUUGGAACAACCUGUGUAAUACUAAGUAUAAAAUAUUGAUAACACUUAUAGCUAACAUGUUUUCCUAAUUAUAAUACUGACAUUCCGAACUGGCUUUGUAGGGAUAUCCCGGAGAAAGAGGUUCUCCUGGUCCCGCUGGUGACGAUGGCGAAAAGGUGAGUAUAUGUAAAUAUAUACAGCAUUAGCGUACGUAUCAUAUAUAUAAACUCGAGGCGAAGACAAGUGGUUGUAUGUUUGAUACAACGCUGCCGCGAAUGCGGUAUAUAGCUUGUGAAACGUAAAGAUUUCAACAUUUGUGUUUUAUGAAAUUAUUAAAAAAAAAGUGAUUUUAACUUUUGAGAAUCAGGCAAAAUUCCAAAUUCAAAGUGUGCGCUUUACAACAUCGAAAACCUGUGGUAGCUAGUCUAACAAAUCCUUGGCUAUAUUUCUUGAUGAAUACAAUCUACAGGCAUGUCACAAUAUUUGCAGGGCUUUUACAGUAGAUGACGAUCUUAAAGACCGUAUUUCUGAUUGUGGCUUGAACAACAAUUUAAUAUGUUAUUGACUUGUUCUUUACUUUAAAUUUGUCGACCCAUGCACUAAUCUUUCAAAUGUUUCAUUUUAUUAGGGGGAGCAAGGUGUCCCAGGACCACUCGGCAUAGGUGGUCCAGGAUUGAAGGUAAUACCAUUGUCCAUCCAAUAUCUCGUCUCGGCGGGAGGACAUUAUGUAAACAUGACGUCAAUGCAAUGAAAUAUUUUUUGUUCUACUUAAACAAACAACUUGUAUUACGACUUCUAUAGUGUCUAUUUUAAUGUUUAAUAUUUGUUUGUAUUUUCGAACUAUGCCGUUCAAUAUAUAGGCUAUUAUAGCUCAAAAUGGCCAUCCCUUUCAAGUUGUGCGCGGGCUUUCGGUGGCGCAAUCGUCAAAGCAAGCAUGUUUCAACUCUGCGAUCGUGGAUUCGAUUCUUGCUACGUGCUCAUGUGAAACGAACAAGCUUUCCUUGGUAGGGAUGCAAAACCUGAAAAAUAUAAGUAGAAUUUCGACGUUUCGAGCGAAGGCCCUUCGUUGAAGGCCCAAAUUGAAUUCUAUAUGCUACCCAGUAUAGCAAGUGACCUAUUGUCACUAAUACACUUUAAUAUAAAAAAUCCUAGUUAAAAUUUUAGUAAUCUUGUUGUUUUUUUUUCUAGGGUAUAAAAGGUGAUCAAGGUGAUGCUGGCCCUAUCGGUGCAAGUGGCGAAACAGUAAGUCCACAUGAAAUAAAUUCCUCAAAAUCUAUUCUACUUCUGAGAAAAUUUGACGAGGUUCGAUUGACAAAUUUUGACCUUCUCUUAGGGCGAUAAAGGAAGCGAUGGACCUCCCGGAAAUAUCGGUGCACAAGGGGAACCUGUAAGUUUUAUGUACUAUUUAAAUGCCGUUCAUUUACUAUUUAAAUGGCGUUCAUUUACUAUUUAAAUGGCGUUCGUUACAAGUUCUUUUUCGAAGUAAUUUUAAAAAUAAACAUUGUCUAAGCCGAGAAAAUCAAAGCUGAAGUUUAUGUAAAUCAGGACAGAUCUUUAUCCGAUUUACAAACAUUGCCGUUAAACAUUCAUUUCUUUUGUAUUUUUCUUGUGAAUUAUUAAUGAGUUUUUUACGUACUAGUUUAAACAUGAGCAGCAGUGUUUUAUCAGAUAUAAAGAUACGACACAUAUCUUAUUAAUCAUGUUGCAUGAAUUUUCUUGACAAUGCGAUAAUAAAGAAAUGGUGUGAAAUUUUGUUACAUGAGCACUUUCAAUAUUUUUCUGCAUGGCGGUUUCCACACUAAGUCAUGGCAGCUUAAUGAUAGAAAUAUCACAUUUUAGGCCUAAUUUUGAAUAACAUUUUAAAUCACAUUCGUUCUGAAUUGCAUAUUAUUGACUAUUUUAUUUUUCUCUUUUCUAGGGAGGUCUUGGAGCACAGGUGUGACAUUCAAUGUUUCUGUUUUACACUAGACUCGGUACAACCUCAUACCCAGGGUCUUAUCUAGGGGUACGGGGCAGAAUAGGGGGGGGGGGGGUGGAGCUCUCCUCGAUUGGAGGUGUUAUGGUCUGAGCCCCCUUGUUAAUUGUUAAAAAUUCUAUGUCGAUUUGGGAGCAGACCUCUCAAUAUUUUUCCAGAUUGCAUAAUCAUAACUUGGAAAGUUCUUUGCAACAGUAGUGUUGAAAUGAUGCGGUAAUGAUGUUAGUAAUCUGUACUUGAUUACUAUGAUCAUAUUAUUAGGUCAUGUAUGUGGCUCUAACAUAAAUAGCUUCGGUAUAUCGUAAUAUUUUAUUUGAAGUUAAGUCCCUUCGUCAAAAAACACUAACUGAAGAAUUACUAGAACCAAAAAUAAACUUUCCAUGUUUAUCAUGUUACACCCUUCACGCCCCACCCCGCCCCAACGUCUUGUCACCCUACCCCCACCCUCCUUUGAACCCCCACCCUUACUUGCAACAGGAGUGGAGACAAGACCGUAUAGAUACCAGCCUAGUCUCACUCCCUAGUCUUAAUUAGCAAACAAAGACAUACCUUGAUAGUUAAAACUAUUCUUUGCACGUUGUUUGCUUGACACUAAAAAUCAAUUGCAUUUUUUGUUUCAUUCUUAGGGUAUGAAAGGGGCACAGGUAUGAUUUUUUAGUUAUAUUUGCUUCAAGCUAUACCGUACCAUCAUUGCAUAUGAUAUAAAAAAGCAUUAUCGGUAAUGUAACAUCAAUAAAUGCUGUGUUGGCGCUGUUCUUAAAAUUCAUAUAUUUUUAUUUUUAGGGUCCUCAGGGCGAAAAGGUAUCUCUCAUAAUUUUAUUUACUUCACGUGUACUGGAUUUUGUUUAAAGUUGAACAUUAUGGCUGUUUGUGGUUGCAAUAUCAAUCGCUUGAAAUUUAUCAUAUAGUUGAAUAAUAUAGUUAAUUUAUAUAUUCACUUUUUACUCAACAGGGAGACGAAGGAAUUCCAGUAAGUAUUCUUAACCUUUCAGUAUUAAACCUGUACUACAUAUUUAUACACGUAUUUAUAUUAUGACGCCAUAUUUAUACAGCAAUAUAACUAGCAAAACUUACUGAACUUCAGACAUAAUUUUUUCUUUGGCAUACCAUCUAAAAUCUCUUCAUUUUAGCAUAAUUUUACAGAGAAAGCACUAAACAUACUUUUUAAUAUAGUCACAAUCAAGUAGAAAAGUACAGUAUAUCCAAUAUAGAGUGGCGCCAAUUGGCCCAAUUUUCUUCUAAUGCUCAAUUUUAUUGUUUUUAAGGGUCCGCCCGGUCCACCUGGUACGCAGGUAAAGUCUUUUAUUAAACGUCCAUGUCUUCGCCAUCUUCAGAUUCUCGCAAUUCAACUUAACUCUAAGCUGCAAGUAACGAUGAUAUUAGCAUACCCCACUUACUUGCUUGUUUGCUUUCGUAAAAAAAACCCUCGACGUGAAUCGUAUUUGAUCUUGGAAGCUCCUUGUUUUCCACGUUUUUCAUUCUCCUCACCAGAGAUCUACCAUUCUUUUUCUAGGGUCUAGGUGUGAAUGAGAGCUACCUUAAUUACAGUAGCGGCGAAGGCCCGCCACCAAUUGUAAGUCAAGUUUUGAUAUUGUCAUAUCGUUAUUACGCCUAGAUGAGCUUGCCCUAAGAUGUGCAAAAGGAAUUUAGAAAUCAAUCUGGACAAAAUAUUUACUAGCAAAUUUUGUUUCCCAUCCCAAGGUCUUAGACAUAAUUCACUCGAAACUGGAGGAAGCCCAGGAAGAAUACGAGAGAUUACGUCACGCCACUGGAGAACAAGACAGACCCGCCAGGAGUUGUAGAGAUCUUAUGACGUACUCACAGAACACUAAUUUGACCAAUGGUGAAGAUUUGUUUUGUACUAGAUGGACUUAUCGAUAUUGUUGUUCUUUGAGAGGUUCAGUAAAGAUCAUCCUUAUUGAUCCAGUAUUACUACAGGAUGAAACCUAAACUAAACUAACUUUAUUUAUACUAGAUAGCUCUAUCAGUUCUAAACUGUUCUCCCUAGAGGUCCAGUAAGAAUCAUCUAUUAUUUAUCCUGUGUUACCACAGGUGGAAACCUAUAAACUAAACUAACUUCAUUUAUACUGAAUAAUUCUAUCAGUUCUAAACUGUUCUUCCUAGAGGUUCAGUCAGGAUCUCUCUUAUUGACCCAGUGUUACUAUAGGAGGAAAUCUAAACUGCACCAACUUCAUUCAUACUGGAUAGCUCUAUCAGUUGUCAACAAAUGAAAAAGUUCAAAAUGUUUGGUUUUCAAUUUUUAAGGUAUAUAUUGGAUUGAUCCCAAUCAAGGUUCUGUCGAAGAUGCCUUUGCCGUGUUUUGUGGUUUUGAUAAGGAUGGUGAAACAUGUGUGUAUUCUGUCAACAAGACAGUAAGUGCAAAUCUCUGAUCACUCUGUCUCGUAUCCAGUGUACGUUCUUGAUCUAUUUCUCGUUUUUGCAGAGUUCAAUUCAAUCUGGUGGAAACAACAUUAGUUUUAACGGAAGUCUCUACGAUCAAAACCACACGGAGUACAAAGUAAGGCACUUACUUUACCUUGAAGGAAUAUUUCCUACUUUUCUCCCUAUCUUCUUCUAUACCUAUCAACAGAUUGGAUAUCAAAAUUAAGGCUAAUUUCCACUCAGGAAAAUUAUCCGUGGAUUGGAACGGACAAUAACAUUUUUUCUUUGUGUCAAAGUCAUUAGUCCCAACCCAGAGCUCACAAGACAACGAAAAAUUUUCUUGUCCGUUCCAAUCCACGGAUAAUUUUCCUGAGUGGAAAUUAGCCUUUACUGUGUAUACUGUACAACUGUCUUGCUCUGACGCUCACGGGGGAAAUGUUUCAAACAGAAACUCUCCCAAUUUGGAAAAAAAAAUUUAAUAAAGUUUCAAAUUUACUUAUAAUUUGAUUUACUUUACCCGGAAACAAAAUUAGUAAAUUUUCCAGAAAUAUGAAUAAUUUUAUCCAAAUUUGUGAGCCAGUUCAUGUGGGUACAUUGUUCUACUGAAGUUUUGGAGUCAAAAUUUUUCCAGUGAAAUUAUUUUCUUCAUAAAACGUGUAUAAAAUGGAAUAGUUUUAGUAUGAUUGCGUUCUUGUUAGAAAUACUUAUGAAGUCUAAACAGGUCUACCAAACAGUCUUGAAACAACUCGUCCUCUAGCAUAGGAUUCCACUUUGUCGACAAUAUCUUGACCUCAUUAAUAUUCGGGCACGUGAGCAUGUACAAUCUACGCAUGCUCAUUCAAGUUUAGGUGUCAAUUUCCGAUCGGGACUGGACCGACAAGGGAUAGUCUCUACUAGAGAGAGCAGUUUCGGCAGAACUGAUUGAGGUCUCUUUGAUUAAGAGACGGCCAUGCUAGUAAAUUAUACUUGAAUAAAUGUGUGUUUAGAUUAUAAUUUUGCUCCGAUAUUUUCAGAUCAGAUACAGUGCGGAUAUUGGUCAGUUGAAAUUCCUGCAAGCUUUAACCAAGAUCACAUCACAGAGAGUGGAAUUCUCGUGCAAUAAUGCCACAAGCAACACCGAAUUAGACAAUGUUAUCAAAAUACUUGGGAUCAACGGCAAAGAAGUACCGCGGAAAUCUCGAUGGCCUCGACUUGAUAUUCGCACAGAUUGUAAGGUAAGGACUACCUGUUUAACACUAGAGAUAAGACCUAUCCCAAGUGUGUUCGCACUGCUUGUUCCAAGCUUGUUGACAAGUUGUCAAAGGCUUGUUGACAACUUGCUACAAGAUUGUUGUGCUCAACAGACUUGUUAAAAGUUGUUCCAACAACUUGUUAUCAUCCUGCAAUUCAACAAUUUGUCUACAACCUUGUAGCAACUUGAUAAAAUAACAGCAUUGUUACAACUUGUUGACAAGCUUGCUACAAGCCUGUUGUGAACACAUCUUGUUGACAAGUUGUAAGAUUUUUACGUGUGUGAGUUAGCUUCACCCUCUUGUAUAUAAAUUCGAAAAUAGUUCUUGUCUGGAUCAAUAUAGGAGUGUUCUUCUCUGACUUUUUGAAAUAAACAGCAGGUUGAAGUUUCAUCGAGGGUUAGCGCUAAUCCAGGUUUGGGCAACAGACCCAAUUUGAUACAGAUCUGGAAACAAGUUGUAACAAGGUUGUUGUCAAGCCGAUAUCAGGAUGUGUUCACACUGCUUGUUCCCAGUUGUUGUGACAAGUCUGGAACAAGUUGUCAUCACUUUGUUACAAUGUUGAUGACGGUAACAGACUUGUUGCAAGUUGUUCCAACAAGACCAAUACAGGCUGCCCGUAACAUCUCGUAACAAGAUGUUACGAGCUUCUUGUCACUGGAUUUUUUAAUGUGUUUUUUUUUUCAGGUGAAUUCAACCGAGUCGCAUGGUUUGGGCUCCCUUGAAGUGACAGUCAGAAGGUUUGAACUUCUUCCUAUUACCGAUUUCUUACUCUCGAGCUCAGACUCCUUAUAUGCGCGGUUAGAAGUCGGGCCGGUCUGUUUCAGAUGACACUCAUAUACUAAAUGAAAACGGUGUGUUGAAAAGUGGAAUGGAAGUUGUCAAAUUUCCAAAUGUUGAUAGCAGUAAAUUGUAGAAUUACAGUAUUGCAACAUAUUAGUUCUUUUUGUUUAUUUUGUUUAUUUUUUCGAUGUAGUAAUAUAUAUAUUAUAAGGUACAAUGUGAAGUAUAUCAUAUUCAUAACAGCAAGUAGGUGCUUUUAAUUUCUCGUUUGUUUAUUGGGAUGUUUAUUUAUUUAUACAACAUUUACGAUUCUUCAACCGAGUUCAACGGUGCUGCGAGCAUGCUUUUUUUACAGCGAGUCUUGCAAACAAGAUUGCGAAUAGCUGAUUGGCGGUGUAGGUUGCAAAUACAUCUUUGUAUGAUGAUCAAAUCUGUCUAUAUUCUUACAGUUAUUAAAUAUAAAUUCUGGCAGUACACAAGUUAUAUAGUUGGAGUUACAGUAGUCUCAUCGUCAGGAUAAAGUUUUAUGUUGAAAAUGUUUGCAUGAUAUAAAGUUAAAGGACAUUGGCAAUAAAAAAUUAGUUUGUCUCAUUCAAAAGAACUCUUAAAAUUAUAUGUUAAACUCUAUUACCGAUUUGUCAUAUCUUGCUUGUCGAAAUAUUUAGACCGAAAUUAAUGAGCUUUCCACCAUCUUGGACUGGUUCUUGACCGUAUUAACUAUGGUUUUGAUGACGUCAGGAGUUGGGUUAACCAUAUAACUACUCUAGAAUGACCGAGUAACAAUCCAAAAUUGUUUGAAAUGUUUUUAAUCAUUUCUAAAUUUCAGACAGCAACCAGAAACGAAGUUUUGGAUCCAUAUUGAUCGCUAACUCUCAAAAUAAAAAUUAGCGUGUCCCCUCUCUUGACGUGACAUGCAUAUCUUCAAUAAUCCAAGAUGGCGAACAGCUCACUUUUUUCUGUCGAAAUAUUUUGAAAACUAAGCAAGAUAUAAACAAUCUGUAGUAGAAUUUAAUAUAUAGUUUUAAGAGUCCUUUGGCAAAUGAACUAAACUAAUUUUGUAUUGCCAAUGUCCUUGAUUUAUAGUCCAGUGACUAUUCUUCGAUUCUUGUGUAGAAGUAGAAGCAGCGAUCCGUUUUAUCGAUGUAUGUACUUUUACAUCCAGGACAAGUAAAUUCCGGUAGGAGCUUUGAUAAGUAAUUAUUGUCCAUUGGUCAUCUCUUUCAUAGCUUAGUAAUGUGAUAUUCGGUAGAGUCAAACUCCGUGGAAUAAGAAAAUAUGAUAUGAUGAACCACAGAUGAACACUUCCUGUUAUUAUCUUGUGGUUUUUUCUCAGCAGUUGUAGGAAGUGAUGGAUAGAAUUACGCUGAAACAAGUUCAAACGUUUUGGCAUGGGCAGAAAUUGUUGACAUGUUGAAUGCAUGAUACAUGAGCUGUGUCUGUCCACACACUCACAAAUAUUAUUAAACAUGCUGUGAAUUGGUGAUAUUUAGAAACCAGAUGCGUCUUCAAAUAUAUUUCCGACGUAAAAUUUUCCAAGAACAAAAAUUAAAGUUAUUUGACGUUAUAUGUUUUGUUUUGUAGUCAGACUACAAGUUUUUUUGUCUUUUGAGUUUAUUAAGUUUUUCACUCAUCGGUGAGCGGAUUUCCCAACAAACUAUUGCACAAUUGAUAGGGGAUCCGAGGUACCUACGAUUUUAACGUCCUUAUCCGAGAAGACGCGAAAGUCUAACCAUUUACUGAUGUCAAUGUAAAGGUAGCACUUUCUCCUCAAUUAUAUUAAGACCUUGAGUAGAGGUCUGACCAAGGAUUAAACCCGCGGGUCUCGCAGCUUCAAAUGCAAGCGUGGUGACCACGUUUAUAUCACAGGUGCUGGUUACAAGGACGUACAAGUUACGCAGAACACUAUUGAAAGAGGGCAACUCGCAGAACCAUGCAACUGGCAAAAUCUUUUUUUAAUUCGGAAAUAAAAUACAAAACAAGUGAAACUCCAAAAAUCGAUAACAUUUUUAUUUAUCUACGUUUCGACUAUAUUUCAGUCAUCAUCAGGAUAAACUGUUAUAUUUCAGUCAUCAUAGUUUAUCCUGAUGAUGUCUGAUGACUUGUUUUGUAUUUUAUUAAAAUACUCAGUGGUUCUAAAAAUUUUUGGUUUACUUUCCAAAUACUUAAUAGAAAAAUACAAAACAUAUAUCUUCACUGCAAGUUUCGAGGAGUUGAAUCAAUCGUUCUUGGUUAAUUCAUCGCCUUGAAAUUUACAGUUUGUUAGAAAAUAUUUCGAAAACAUAUUUCGAAAUAAAUCACUGGAUUGAUUGGAAUCGAAAAUGUACAUUUGCUUGUGAGGUCAUAUAUGCUUGCAUGCAUAACAUGUCACUUAUCACCGAGAUUUAUUGAGAGUGCCUUGACCUUCUUUCAUUACGUCAAUCGCUUCAGCACUUUGCUCAUCCUGUAUCACCAAAGGUAUAACAUGAUAUCAUUAUUCCUGCUGAGGCUAAACAACUUCCGCGCUUUGUCGAGUCAAUAUUACCCAUUGUAUUGCUAAGAUUUCUUGCAUACAGAAAUUGAUAGAGCGAACCGCAAGAUAUGAAGACGCUACGAGCCGUGGUCGGCUUGGCUUUGCUGCUGUGUUUGGACCGAUGUUACGCGUAAGUAUAUUAUGGCAUUUCGAUAAUAUUUUAGCAUCUCUAGACUGAAACGUUUGGUUCAAUUGCGUAUAAUACCGUUGUCUUUCACGAUCUGUCGUGCGCGCAAUUUUAAUACUCUAGUAGAACUAGCAAAUAGUUGUAUAAAAUAUACAUUUCAUACUGUUUGCAUAUUACCCGCAUCAUAAUAAACACAAUUUUGAAGAUUAUGGUCUUAGAGCGGAUUGGUUCAGUAUUUCAGUCGUGCGACGUGCGCCAAAUCAACAUUUGUUGCGCGAACGCAAAUUAACAUUAAUUGCGCGAAAUUAAGAUUAGUUGCGCAAAUUUAUGGUAUCAGCGCAAAAUGUGCUGAAAAUGCGCAAAAUGUGCGUGAAAUUAACAUUAUUUGCGCGAAAUUAGCAUUAGAUGCGCAAGUGGACAAAUCGCCAAAUUAGCUUAGGUGCGCAAAAUUUAGAAAAUUGCCUGGUUUAGUGUAUUUUCGCGCAAUGUACAAAUGUUCAUAUCGAUAACAUGCUCAGUCACACGCCAUUAUAAUGAGAUAUGGCAAAAAUCUUGCAUGGAGAAAGUGGGGGUUUAGUUGAACUCCGUAUUUGGAUCCAAAUUUUGGAUUUGAAUUUUCUAGUAGAAAUGAUAUCCGGUAGGCUCUUUCUAGAAUAAGAACUGAUUAACUGGAUGGCUUGGAGAUCGGUAGGAUUUCCAAAACAAUGAGAAGACAAUGGAAUGUCCCGAUCACAGGAUCUUGACCGGAGACACAUAGUUAUAUCAGGUCGUUUGCAAACACAUUUUUGCUAUCAAGUUAAAUCGUACGUUUUAGAUAUUCAUGAUAACGUUGUUCCGGUAGUUUUUUCGCAUUGUUUUCUUUGCCUUGCAAAAAUAAAAUAAACUUCAGAUAGAAAUAGUGCAACGAUCAAUCGAUAACCAGCAAAUCACGAGGACGGUGAUUGUACCAAGUCUUAUCAAGAACAUUUAAGUUGCUUCCAAUGGUUGAACCGUGUUGGGGAACUCUAAUUUCCUGUCGGGAAACAUUUUAUCUGCAGGAAGAAACCGUUUUCAUUUGUAACAACUAACAAGUGUGUUAUGUAAUGUUGUAAUAAGACAAUUGUAUUUUCUGCAACGUACUCUUAGGAAAUACCGUUUCCGAGACUCGGGUUCGGAACAGACAGAACGAGGGUCGACGGGUCGUUGCCACUGGUUAAACGUUUUUCCUGAUGGUUUCUUCAUAUGUACAGCCACAGGGCUGCCUCCAGUGUAGUUUCCUGAAUUUUACGCUCCGUUUGAAUGAAAACCAUUGAAAUGGCAAACGGGUUUUACUAACAAUAGAAUAUUGAAAAAACACAAAGACAAAAUGUCAGACGCCAACAGAAAUUCGAAACCUGACUUAGACUUUAAAAAUUAUCUCUUGCAGGGCGAAAUAUUUUAUAGCUGCUCCAAAUCUGCUUCGUGUGGGCGUCGAAGAAACAGUAUCAAUUUCUGUCUUCGAUGUGAAUGUUGACGUCGACAUUCAACUUUCGCUUCAAGACUUUCCAAACCGGAAGAGAACAUUCUCUCAAGUUAGAGGAACGUUUAGAAAACGUACGUAUUUUGCCCUUGAAAUUUGUUAAUACUUGUUGUGGUUUUAGUUUCGUUUCUGGACCAUUUGCUAAUUGUUUUUAUAUUGUAUUUUUCUUUAAUUAGAACAACCUGGACUUUUGAAAAUAAAGGUGGGUCGAAGAGCCAAUUGAUUGUAUUGCCGAUCUUUGCAAGGAAGCACUGGUUAAGGAGUCAGGAGUGGCCAUUUUGUUUUAGAGUUUCCAAACCCCCUAGAUUUUCUCCGGUAUAUCCGUUUCGCCCUGUAAUAGCACUUGGCCUACCUUGUUGCCUUGCUGGACUAGAGACUGUAGAGAGAACAGUUUAGAACUGAUAGAGCUGUUCAGUAUAAAUAAAGAUAUUUUAGGUUUCCUUUAUUAACACUGGAUCAAUAAGAGAUGAUCCUAACUGAACCUCUAGGGAGAGCAGUUUAGAACUGAUAGGGCUAUAAGUAAAUUUAGUUUAGUUUAGGUUUCCUCCUGUAGUAACACUUGUCUGGAUCAAUAAUUAAGAGAUGAUCCUUACUGGACCUCUAGGGAAAACAGUUUAAAAUUGAUAAUAAAAGCUAUCAAGUAUAAGCAAAUUUAGUUUAGUUUAGGUUUCUUCCUGUAGUACUGGAUCAAUAAGAGAUGAUCUUUACUUGACCUCUAGGGAGAGCAGUUUAGUUUAGGUUUCCUCCUGUAGUAACACUGGAUCAAUAAGAGAUGAUCCUUACUGGACCUCUAGGGAAAACAGUUUAAAACUGAUAAUAAAGGCUAUCAAGUAUAAAUAAAGUUAGUUUAGUUUAGGUUUCCUCCUGUAGUAACAUUGGAUCAGUAAUUAGAAAUGAUCCUCAUUGGACCUCUAGGGGGAACAGUUUAAAACUUAUAGAGUUAUCCAGUAUAAAUAAAGUUUGCAAGUGUUGGUUGUAUUUAUUGAAUUACAUAUUAUUUUCUUUGUAUACUUCCCUCAGGUGAACGCGAAAGACCUACAUGACCAGAAGUCUCUGGACAAACAAUAUGUUUAUCUCAAAGCAAGCUCAAGCUCGCCCGGAUUUCAGUUCAACAAUGAAAUCAAGGUUCUUGUCAGCUAUCAGAAUUCCAUGGUCUUUAUCCAAACUGACAAACCCAUCUACAACCCAGGCCAAACAGGUAUAAAUAGCAAUGAUGUACGGAGUCUCAUCAGGGCCUUUUUUAAGGAUUUUCCCGUGGGGGGGCAUUUUUUGAAAAGGGACCUUUCUGUGAGAUAAUAUAUUACAGGGAGAUAGCAAUGGCUGAAGGCCACGUGUGCGCCGAACAUACCAUGCACGCAUGAAUGAGGGGGGUGUACUCCCCCAGAAAAUUUUUGAAAUUUGAAGCACAGAAAUGCCAUUUCCUGCAUUCUGAGCAUCCAAAUGCGCUCCAAAAUGAAAUAAAAGAAGGAAAAACCCCACAAAAAGUUAAAAAAAAAUAUUAACCAUAAUUUAUCAUUACUUAUUAGAGGAGGAUCCCAAUGGUCACGUGUGUGGGGGUGUACUCCCUCAGAAAAUUUUUGAAAUUUGAAACACGGAAAUGCCAUUUCCUGCAUUCUGAGCAUCCAAAUUUGCUCUAAAAUUUAUGCUAACUAUACUUGUAUUUGAAAUAAAAGAAGGAAAAAAUGCACAAAAAGUAAAAUAGAAUAUUAACCAUAAUUUAUCAUUAUACUUAUUACAGGGGGAUACCAAUGCCCGAAGGCCAUGUGUGUGGGGGCAUAAUCUCCAGAAAAUUUUUCAAAUUUGAAACCUGGAAAUGCUCUUUCCUGCCUUCUGAGCAACCAAAAAAUAAAAAAUUAUUAACAAUAAUUUAUCAUUACUUAGUGGUAGAAAAACGUAACAAUUUAGAUCGAUUUUGUUAAACAAGGACAAAGGAUAAAGCCUAAAACUUACUUUCCGUUUAUUUAUUUGUUAUUCUUCGCUGUUUUGUUGGUAUACAUUUAGGAAAAAGGGACUUUUCCUGGGGGGGCAAAAUGUGAUUUCGUGGGGGGGCACAAGGGGGGACUCGGGGGGCAAAUGCCCCCCCAGCUUGUAUGUUAAAAAAGGCCCUGAGUCUCAUCCAAAAUCAUUAAAUGUCUGAAAUCAUUACUGAAUUAAAAAUUAUUUUGUUUAGUCAACCUGCGUGUCGUUCCUCUUGGCCUCGAUCUAAAAGCCUCGAUGAAUAAUGUAAGUAUUUAUUUGUCAUGUGUAGGUGAUGUUUUUACAAGUAGACCUUAUAGGAGUUAUCCAAUUAAGUUCUUUGUAGGUUUGCACUUUGCAUGGCGAUAAAAGAUAUAAUAUUUUGUUUGUGGAAACACCACGUAUAGAUUUAUUACUGCAAAGCUUUCGAUCCGUAAGCCCGGAUCUUCAUCAGUGCUAAUAAUUUGAGUUAUCCUAGUAUUCAUAAUUUGAAUGCCCGAGCACUAUGCUGAACCUACAGUCUGUAAAAAUAUUGACAGGGUCAGGGUGCAUGUAUUUAAAAGGAGGCCUUUAGAAAUUAAAAUAUCCUUGUGAAACACAAGACUAUUUUCUGCUUCUGGGAAAGAUAACUUCUAAUAACAUAAAGGAGCAUGCAUAGACUGCAUCAAAAUUGUCAAAUUACUAUAAUUAGUCAUACCACCAGUUCAGUACACAAUUCAUGUGUUGGACGAAACAAAAUUAAAGUUUUGACUUUUAAAUAACUGCAGAAAAUUUUCCUCUUCUGUUUUACGCACCAGUAGGUUCAGCUUAGUGCUCAAGCAUUCAAAUUAUAACAAUAAGGUAAAUUUCUAAAGGUCUUCCUUUUUUUGAGACAUCCUGUAUAACCAAGUUCUUUUUAUUUUCCGUUAUAGGUGACAAUAGAAGUGCUGGUGAGGACUUUGCUAUAUACGAACGCAACAGAAAAUAUAUGCCGUUGUCUUUUUUCGUUUUCUUCGGCGAUUGUAGUUUUUCUCGUUCUAACAUAGUGACUGUUUUGUUGAUAUUAUAUUUCAGAAUCCCCAAGGUAUUCGUGUGGAAAGAUGGGGAAAUCUUAACACAAAUGAAGGUCUGCGUUUUUCUAUUGUGAUAUUGGUAUUUAAUAAUACUCUAAUAAUACCUUUCUACAUAAUGUUUUCAUGUACAUUCCGAAUUAAUAAGUACAUAAUCAGCAAUAUGGUUUCUCGUCCAAUUUGGAAAAACAAGCGCUCGCUCGUGAUUUUUUCAAUGACUUCAAAUUGGACUCGUUCUACAGACUUUUUCAAUUUUGAUCGUCUUUGAAAAAUUCAUUGGUGCAUUUUUUCUACUAAUUGUACUCGAAACCAUGCUACUACCAAUGUAGUAUACAACGUUUUGCGUUUGUUUCCAGGCUUCUUCUCGCGUCGCUUGGAUUUAUCGGACAACGUGAUGCUUGGGAUGUGGACUAUUAGUGCCUUAUAUGGCCAUGGAGUGAGUGCAACAAUAUCACCUAAGGCCCAUUUACACUUGCAAUUUUUUCUGCGAUUUCUAGUGCGAUUUUCGUCUUCUGAUGCGAUUAGGCGAAUACAUGUACCCUCCUCGUCUGAACAUUCAAAACUCAUCCCCUCAUUCAGACUUAUCAGAAGAAGAAAAAACGCACCUCAAAUCGCAGCAAAAAUGUGCUCAUUGCAGCUUUUACCUACGUUUAUAUGAUCCUGCUAUCUUUUCUGUAAUCACUGUUUUUUUAUUGUUUCUACAGCUGGUACAAAAUGCUUCGAUACAAUUUGAGGUCCGAGAGUACG
This is a messenger RNA of Paramuricea clavata, 52565 nucleotides long. The record is from the annotation of a GenBank genome assembly. NCBI's taxonomy places the organism in Eukaryota, Metazoa, Cnidaria, Anthozoa, Malacalcyonacea, Plexauridae.